Pelobates cultripes (western spadefoot toad) is the source of this 56702-nucleotide messenger RNA. NCBI's taxonomy places the organism in Eukaryota, Metazoa, Chordata, Amphibia, Anura, Pelobatidae. The record is from the annotation of a GenBank genome assembly.
GUCGUUUAAAGAAGAUGGCGGCACAGGCAACGAACGGGAUCCGGCUGAGUGCGGUGAGAGGGAGGGCACGGGCGGGCUCCGGGGGAGCGGGAGACGCGGAGAGGCCGUGGGGCGGGGAAUAAAGCGCGGGACUCGGCGACAUUUAAAGCCCUGGCUGGCUGGGGGUGCUGGGAGUGAGUGAGUGAGAGAGAGAGAGUCCUGUGUGUGAGGGAGCUUCCCCCUCCCUCAUAGGACACUGCACGACCCAGCCUCCGGACUGCAACUCCUAUCAUCCUGCUGGCUCUGGCAGUCUGUGUGUGAUGGGUGUUGUAGUCCAGCAGUAGCCGGGUAUUGGCUGUUUACACACUCCCAGUGGCUAAUGCCAUUUAUUUAUCGUGUUAUUGGUGUACGAGGUGAGGGGUUUAGUCUUGUGCUCGCCUGAGAUUGUUAAUUUGUAUCAGACUGCUGUGUGUGUAUGUGUGCCCUGUAUACAGUGUGUCUGCUUGUGCUUUGGAAGAAUAGCACGUUAUUAAAGUCUGUGUGCAAUGAUACAAUGUAUACUGUGUGUGUGUGUGUGUGUGUUUUUAUUGUGUGUAAUGUAUACAGUGUGUGUUUAUUGUGUGUGUGCUUGUGCUUUGGAAGAAUAGCACGUUAAAGUCUGUGUGCAAUGAUAGAAUGUAUACUGUGUGUGUGGUUUUUAUUUUGUGUGUGUGUGUGUUUAUGGUGUGCUUGUGAUUUGAAGAAUAGCGCGUUAUUAAAGUGUGUGUGUGUGUGUGUGUAAUGUAUACGGUGUGUAAUGUAUAGUGUGUGCAAUGAUACAAUGUAUACACCGUGUGUUUAUGGUGGGUGGCUUGUGAACCUGGUUUGUGUUGAUUGCAGUUCAUUGAACUUGAUCCAGAGCAAUCUUCUUGAUUUUCACCUCUCUGAAUAUCUGUUUUAUUCAAUUGUAAACACCCACGUGGAGUGCAACACACACACACACACACACACACAGCGCUACGUGAUCAAAUACAGGAAGCCCUCUAAUUAAUGAUUUCUGGGAGGGGUCUGCCUGGCUCGCAUUGCUGUCAAUGCAUGGAGCUGUAGAUUGAUGUCGCUAGCAGAUGAGGGUUUAUCCGUUCGUUCCAGUUUGUUUCACUUUCGUUUCCUUGUUGGUUCUCCACUCUCGCUUGUCUUGACUGAAACUGAUAGGCACGUUCUACCGACUUGCUUUCCAAAGGUUGUAUUCGGCCCAUGCACAGGGUUACUCCAUGGCAUUAGUCACAAUGCAAAUUUAAAUACAAAUCUUAUUUUUCACUUUGUCCCCGAUUAUAGAUUCCUUUUGCUACCAGUGUACUGUGUCACUACACCUGAAAGGUUUCAUGACUCCCCCCUAUAGUGUGUAUUCCAAUUCAAUGACAACACGUUUGUUAUUUUGUAAAUAAAAUGCCCCGCACCACACACUUAAAAGGUUUUCUUUCCAAAUAUUCUUUUACUGAUCAAUUUUUCCACUCACCAUAAUAGUAGUUAUAACAAAAAAUUGUAGCAGUGCAAUCAAACAGGGGAAUAUAUAUAUCUCCAUUAUGUCAUAUUGCAAGUAAAAUUUAAUGUCAAUAAUAAAGACAAUCAUCUUUCUAGAAUAUAUUUAUUGAAGUGGUUUUAUUAAGGUAUUAAGAUAUGAAUAUAAAAGUUAAAAGAAAUUUGAAAACAAAGGUCUGGCCAGGUCGAAGUCAAGGAGAAACAUUGUAUUGAUGUCUAAUGUUCUCUUCCCACAAAGCCCAUUCAUUGUUUAGCAGAGAUACAUUAUCAUUGGGUAUGCAGAGUGGGAGUUCACAAGACUAAUUUAAGAGCUUUGCUAAUAGUUUGUAUGGUAGUUGAUUUCCAGUGUCAGGGGAUUACAGAGGUGGCAAAUAUUAGUAGGUGGCCCAACAUAAGUCUUAUUUUUUUUGACAAGUAAUCUUGGUAUUUCUCAAAUAUACAUGUUUUUUGGGAUGGGGGUACAAUAUGGUUGACUAUAGAAAUGGCCAGUCAAAAAACAUGCUUCCAAAAUAUGUCUAGUUUGGGACAGGAACUAAAAAAAAUAUGAUGCAUUAUUUGAAAUGUUUUUAUUUUUAUUAUUAUACUUGAACGCAUGGGUGUAUUAAAUCUAUUUAUUACUUCUGUGUUUAUAACGCGCCAACAUGUUCCACAGUGCUGUAGGGGGGAGGAGAGGAGAGACAAUACAAUAUAAACAGACCAAUACAAAAGGUAGAGGGGCCCACAAUGUAAUGUUUAAAAUUUGGAGAUGAGACACGAGGUAGCAGAGGAAUUUGGAGGUGAUGGCAGUAACUGAUAACAUGUGAAGGGAAUGAGGAGGUGAUUGACUGUGGUUCCAAACAGCUGGAAGAGCAUGCUAUGUAGUUAGAAGGAACGAGGGCUAGCAAUUGUAUAUUUCAUCUCUGCUGAGUAGAAUUGAACUUACUUUGCCUUAUCACGUAUCUUUGGAUAAUUAAUACAAUGUUAAACAAAAAUCUGCACACCAGUUAAGCCAUAAGGCUUGCUUUAACCACAGUAAUCACAAAUCUGCAGUGAUGUUACUACUCCAAAGGAUUCUGGGUGGGCAUAUAUGCAAAUUAGUUUAGCAAAGAAUCACAUUUUUGCCUCAUUCCGCUUUAAAAAAUGGAUUCAUUGGAGUCUGUGUUUGCUGUAUAAAGGAAAAGAUGCAAAGCCAGUAAACCACUUGUGGACAGCUGUUUCUUUGUUAAUGCAAAUCACCAGCAUGAGGUUGGUUACUGGUUUGCUUAUUGAGGCAUGGUAGUGCUUGGGAAUCAAAAACCAAAAAGGUUAUGGUGGGGAAAAAUUGUGAUUUUGGCUUUACAUUUUUAAAUUUUAGUUUGAAUUCUCAUUAUUGUUAGUGAUAUAGCACCAACAUAUUCCAUAGCGCUUUACAAUUGUAAAAUGGGUAUAUUUGACAAUUUAUAUUCAGUAUCUAACAGACAAGGUAAAGAAGGCCCUGUUCAACCGAGCUUACAAUCUGUGGACAGUCAAGAUAAAUAACUGCAUGUUAGAGGUGGUAGGGAUUGUUGGAUAAGAUGUGUCUGUCAAAGUAAGCAAGUAAAAGUGGUGUGUCUAAGAACCGAACAGUGGCAGGAGAAAGAAAGAGUGAGUUGAGCUAUGGAGGGGAGGGCAGUGAAAUGAAACGUAAUCCAGGAAGUGGUAACUUACCUAAAAAUGUGUAUUUUCAGUGACUACUUAAAGGACUGGAGGCUAGGGCAGAGUCUGACGUGGGGUAGCAAAUACAAAAGGAACAGAGCCACCCUUGAAACUAAAUUGUUUGAAAUCCAUUUUUAACCUUGAUAAUGUAUAUCUUAGCAUAUGACUAAUUCAUUAAAUCUAAUGUGCAGCUUUGCACAAGUUUUCAUCCAGGCAUUUUUGAAAAUGUGAGAGUUAAAAGCAGGUCUAGAUUAGAACAUGCAUAUCAAUAUGCAUUCCUCAGUUUUGCAUAUUAACUUCCUAAACUUCUACCUUUUUUUUUAGGUACAGAAUUAUUUUUCCAUUUUUUUUUUUUUUUUCUGUCUAAGCUGAACCCCUCCUAACACUGACCGUGACCAUCACAUGAAUCUAACACAGAGGAAUACAUAAUAUAACAAGCUAUGAACAAAUAAGAGUUUAGUGAUUAUACUCCUAGCAUCUCUACAAACUGUAAGGGGGAAUAAUACUCCUAAUGCUAUUCUAUAAAGAGUUACAGGUCUACAGGCUUUUUUUUUGGGGGGGGGGGGAUUUCUAACUUUAAUCAAACAGGACCCCCAUCCCCAGCAAGUCUUUAAGUAAACAAUCUGCUGACCUGAGCAGCAUUAAGUGCUUUACAGCUCUGAGCAGAGAGAUAAGGGACCCCAUCCCCAAAUCCUAAUGUAAACACGCUGCUGACCUGACCUACCUGACAUGGAACCUCAUAGGCAAGUCCUGAGAUCAAAGCUUUCUUAUGAAAAGCGACACUUGUAGUAGGAUCUACUAAAAGGAAUGACAGAAUCUUUUUGUAGGUCUCCUUGUAAUGCAUGCACAUCAUGUCCCCAGUGCUCAUCUUUGAGGAGCACUGUAUUGGACCAGUGAUGAAUAAGCCAUGCCUUAUUGAUGAUGAUGUGGGAGAGAUGAGCAGCGUUGAGGGAGUCUCUGCUAAAAUGUGACAUUCUCUCUUGAAUUCCUGACAAUUCACACGUUCGCAAAUACCCUUUUCAGUGAUGAGGUUAAAGCUGUGAGGAUAUUUAUGGGGUGAAAAAUAUUAAAUAUUUUAAUAAUUAUCAAAAUUUAUAAAAAAUUUAUAUAUUGGCACUGUUCCCCUUGAUUAAUUUAAAGCAGAGAGCUACCCACUAUUUUUAAUUCUUAUAGACCCUGGAGUAUGUUUUUUUUAUUAGAGGAUUUGUAUUUCACACAGUAAUCAUAAACUAAUUAUAACAUAAUUUAUUGUGACAAUAAUAUGUUAUAUGCGUCACAAUAAUCAGUGAAUAGUUAUAACAAAUGUAUACAAUAUGGCAGUGGUUUAACACUGUUUACAGACAGCUAAAUAGCAACAUUUAAUAUCAAAAUAGAUGCAAAUUUCAACAGAUCUGUGAUAGGACACUUCACUUUGAAAUCAGCUUGCUAAACAUUCUUUAACACAGGACUCUUCUCAUCAUCACAGCAUAAAGCAAUAAACUCCGUCUGACAGUCAAAUCACACUGAGUUAAUUAACUCAUUUACUGCUUGCUACAAUUCUCACAGGCAAAAUACCUUUUAUAUUGCAAUGACAAAUACAAUAAUACUCAUACCAGAUCAGUUUACCAUUCCUUCUCAUCCAAUGACCAAGAAGAAUAAUUCUAACCAGAUUUUACAGAAUUUUAAUUUAUUAAAUCCUAAUUAAAGAUGACUAUCCCUAAUCCAGAUAAAUCAAUAUCUCUGGUUAAUCGCCGAUAUGCUAUUUUUGGCAAAUUACCAGUAAAUAUAUUGGCUUAUUCUUUCUGCAGUUAAGAAUUUGGAACAGUAUAUUUCAUUAGCUAACUGUGAUUUUAUAAUAGUUGAAAUCUGACCAGCCUUUUAUCCAGAUAUAUUUGUCUUUUUGUAAAAAUUAAAUUAAAUUUAAACCAAUAUAAUUGCCAGCUCUGGGUAGAAUUUCUUUUAGUCUUGGAGAUUUAUUCCAUCAAAGUGGUGAAUGCAAGUUACAUAGUUACAUAGCUGAAAAGAGACUUCCGUCCAUCAAGUUCAGCCUUCCUUAAAUUUGUUUUUUUGCUGUUGAUCCAAAAGAAGGAAAAAAACCCAGUUUGAAGCACAAUUUUGCAACAAGCUAGGAAAAAAAAUCCUUCUUGACCCCAGAAUGGCAGUCAGAUUUAUCCUUGGAUCAAGCAGUUAUUACCCUACAUUGAAAGAUUAUAUCCUUGAGUAUUCUGUUUUUGCAAGUAUGCAUCUAGUAGUAGUGAUGCACCGAACGGUUCGCUGGCGAAUAGUUCCUGGCGAACAUAGCAUGUUCGCGUUCACCACAGCGGGUGAACAUAUGUGCGGUUCGAUCCGCCCCCUAUUCGUCAUCAUUGAGUAAACUUUGACCCUGUACCUCACAGUCAGCAGACAUAUUCCAGCCAAUUAGCAGCACACCCUCCCUAGCAGACCCUCCCACCUACUGGACAGCAUCCAUUUUAGAUUCAUUCUCAAACUGCAUGCUUAGUGAGAGGAGGGAAAGUGUAGCUGCUAUUGAUUUGAUAGGGAAAUUGAUAUCUAGGUUAGUGUAUACAGUGUCCACUACAGUCCUGAAGGACUCAUCUGAUCUCUGCUGUAAGGACAGCACCCAAAAAAGCCCUUUUUAGGGCUAUAACAUCAGUCUGCUUUUUUUUUUUUUCUGUGUAAUGUAAUUGCAGUUGACUGCCUGCCUGCCAGCUUCUGUGUCAGGCUCACAGUGGAUACUGUGCCCACUUGCCCAGUGCCACCACUCACUCACUGGUGUCACAAUAGCUUGCAUUUAAAAACAAAACUUUUUUUUCACUGUUAUAGAUUGAAUAGCAGUUAGUUGUCUCAAAGCGGGUGUGUCAGCCCUACAGCGUGUACUCUGCCAGUUCACAGUGCCACUCAUAUCUGGUGUCCUAAUAGCUUGCAUUUAAAAACAAAAAACUUUUUUCACUGUUAUAGAUUGAAUAGCAGUUAGUUGUCUGCAAGCGUCUGUGUGUCAGGCUUGCAGCGUAUACUGUGCCCAUUUGCCCAGUGCCACCACUCACUCACUGGUGUCACAAUAGCGUGCAUUUAAAAACCAAAAACUUUUUUCACUGUUAUAGAUUGAAUAGCAGUUAGUUGUCUGCAAGCGUCUGUGUAUCAGGCUCGCAGCGUAUACUGUGCCCACUUGCCCAGUGCCGCCACCACUCACUGGUGUCACAAUAGCUUGCAUUUAAAAACCAAAAAACUUUUUUCUCUGUUAUAGAUAGCAGUUAGUUGUCUUCAAGCGGGUGUGUCAGCCCUACAGCGUGUACUCUGCCAACCUCUGCCAGUUCACAGUGCCACUCAUAUCUGGUGUCACAGUAGCUUGCACGCAUAGUACCACUAAUCGAAAAAAAAAUGACAGGCAGAGGCAGGCCACCCCUACAAUGCGCACUGGGUAAACCUGCUGACGGCUGCCAAGCAUGUAAUGCGUGGCUCUGCAGAGGAGUUGGUGACACCGCCACGACUUGCAGGCAGGCCUGUUGCCACCUCCUCUACUCCUCCUACUCCAUCCUCUUCCAUAACCUCCUCGGCUGAGUCCUCUUCUGCUGCUGCGUCUUGCUCCACAUCAACGGAUAGGGGACGUAACAGGGAUUAAACUGAUAAGAAUAGUACUACUUAACACACAACUCCUAUCUGGUGGCACAUUAGAUUGCACGCGCAGUGCCCCAAAUUUGAAGUAGGAGGACCGACCAAGCAUCUUUUUCCAUCUCCCGGUUCCUAAAAUCGAUGCCAUAUACAGUCCCCUGAUAGGGGACGUAACAGGGAUUAAACUGAUAGGAAUAAUACUACUUAACACACCUUAUAAUAACGCAGAGAGAGGGAGUCUGAAGAAGAGGAGUCAGAGGAGGAAGGUGGCUUUGAGGAGGUGGAAGACCAAACACAGCAGGCGUCCCAGGGGGCUUGUUGUCACCUUUCGGGGACCCUUGGUGUUGUACGUGGCUGGGUGGAGGAAGAGACCUUCAAUGACAUCAGUGAGGACAAGGAACGGGACAUGGCUAGCUUGGUAUCCAACCUUGUGCAAAUGGGGAGUUUGCGGUUGUGCAAAUGGACUGUUUGCGGUUGUUUGCGGUGCGUUAAACGGGGAGUUUGGUCUGUCACUGUGAAGCGGGCGUAACCCUUACACUACCUGAUCAAUACAACAUCAUACAGUAGGUCCCCCCCUCAUUAUUUUUAUGGCCCCCACCCUCCGCUCACCGUGCAGGCCGGAGGGGAGGACAGUAGGUCCCCCCUUAUCCUUAUUUACUGAAUAUUCCCCUGUAUAACAAUGUUUGGCAUUUAGUGAAUAUUCCCCAUUCUGCUCUGUGUCAGUGUGUAUCAGGGAUCCUUAGGAUAGGUGUCAAUCCAUAUCUGCCAAGUGACCCUAUGUAGGAGGAACAGUCUAUUCUGCUCUGUGUCAGUGUGUAUCAUUGGCUCUGAGGACAGGUGUCAAUCCAUAUCUGCCAAGUGACCAUAUGUAGGGGGAACAGUCUCUAUUCUGCUCUGUGUCAAUAUGUCAUAUGUCAGGUAUCAAUCCAUAUCCAUUGUGAUUUAGGAAUGUUAGGUGAUUUCUGCCCUUUAUGGAUUAAAACCAGACUCUGCAUCAACUGUGUAAUUUUCCAUGGGAGUUUUGCCAUGGAUCCCCCUCCGGCAUGCCACAGUCCAGGUGUUAGUCCCCUUGAAACAACUUUUCCAUCACUAUUGUGGCCAGAAAGAGUCCCUGUGUGUUUUAAAAUUCGCCUGCCCAUUGAAGUCUAUGGCGGUUCGCGAACAGUUGCGGAAGUUCGCGUUCGCCGUUCGCGAACCGAAAAUUUAGUGUUCGCGACAUCACUAUCUAGUAGCUGUUUGAACAUCUGUAUUGACUCUGAUAAAACCACUUCUUCAGGCAGAGAAUUCCACAUUCUUAUUGUUCUUACAGUAAAAAAACCUUUCCUUUGCCUUAGACAACAUUUUCUUUCUUCCAGUCUAAACGCAUGACCUCGUGUCCUAUGUAAAGUCUGGUUUGUGAAUAGAUUUCCACACAAUGGUUUGUAUUGGCCCCGAAAUAUAUUUGUAUAAUGUUAUCAUAUCCUCUCUCAGGCGACGUUUUUCUAAACUAAAUAGGUUUACAUUUGUUAACCUUUCUUCAUAGCUGAUAUGUUCCAUUCCUUUUAUUAGUUUUGUAGCCUGCCUCAGCACUUUUUCUAGUGCCAUAAUAGCCUUCUUUACAACAGGUGCCCAAAAUUGCACAGCAUAUUCAAUAUGUGGUCUUACCAGUGAUUUAUAAAGAGGCAAAAUGAUAUUCUCGUCCCGAGAAUGAAUGCCCUUUUUCAUGCAUGACAAUAUCUUACUGACCUUGGCCACUGCUGAUUGACAUUGCACAUUGUUGCAUAGUUUGUUGUCUAUAACAAUUUCCAAGUCCUUUUCGUGUGUUGUUAUCCCUAAUUUGCUUCCAUAAAGGGUAUACGUUGCUUGUGUAUUCUUUACGCCGUAGUGCAUAACUUUGCAUUUUUCAACAUUAAAAUGAAUCUGCCAUUUGAGUGCCCAGUCCCCUAGCUUUAAAUGCCCUUUUCUUAUUUUUAAUCUCUUGUUUUACUUCUCUACUAAGCCACUUUGGUUUUAAUUAGUUUUUUUUAUAUUUAUUUCCCAAUGGUACAUACUGAGAAAUGUACCUUUCUAAUAUUUGUUGGAAGAUGAUCAAUUUAUCCCCAGUGUUCUUUUCACUAAAGAGUUUAUGCCAGUCAAUAUAUUGUAAAGCUGCCCUUAACUUAUUGAAAUUGGCCUUUUUAAAAUUAUUAGUAUACCCCAUGUGCUUUUGUUUUUUUGAGUUUAUUUCAAAGGACACUAUAUUGUGAUCCCUAUUUCCCAAGUGCUCACCUACUUGAAUGUUGGUCAAAAGAUCAACGUUGUUUGUUAAAACCAGGUCCAGUCAAGCGUCCAUUCUAGUUGGUGCUUGUACAAGUUGUGACAUGAAGGUGUCAUUUAACAAGUUUAAAAACCUAAUUCCCUCUGUCCCAAUUUAUGUCCCGGUAAUUAAAAUCUCCAAUAAUUAAAGUGUUACCCAGAUUUGCAGCUUUCUCAAUUUGCUCAUACAGCUGUUGUUCCUCGUCAAUAUUAACAUUAGGUGGUUUAUAACAUAUCCCAACCAAUAGUUGGUUUCCCUUCUUUUCCCCCAAGCAGAUAUUUACCCAUAAAGCUUCCACAUUUUCCUCAUCGCAUUCCACUUGCUUAAGAUUUGGCUUUAAAUCAUGGUUGACAUACAAAUAUACCCCACCACCCUUCUUGUUUUUCCUAUCCUUCCUAAAUAACUUGUACCCAUUUAAGUUAACUGCCCAGUCGUGUUUCUCUUUCCACCAUGUUUCAGUUAUGCCUAUUAUAUUAUAUCAUAUUGUUUAGUGUAUGCUACUGCUUAUAGUUCACCCAUUUUGUUAUUUAGGCUCCUUGCCUUAGUAGGCAUGCAUUUAAUAUCGUGAGUCACUUGUACUUUUUGUGAAUUAUCAACAUUACAUAGCCUCUCUGUUCUGAGCUUGCCCCUCCCCCAGUAUCCACCCCCCUUAUACUGUGCUAAAGCCCAUCUCCUUUCUGUCCUAUCUCCAUUUUGUAGAUUGCUAUGACCCUACCUCCCUACUACUAGUUUAAAAUCUCCUCCAACCGUCUAGCCAUCCUAUCCCACAGCACUGCAGACCCUCUCCUGUUUAGGUGCAGUCCAUCACUACUAUAAAGGUUGUACCCAAUCGCAAAGUCGGCCCAGUGCUCUAAAAACCCCAAACCCUCCUUCCUGCACCAAGAUUUAAGCCAUUGACCUCUCUAAUCUCCCGCGCCUUUCCACUGUAGCACGUGGCACAGGUAAUAUCUCAGAGAAUACCACCUUGGAGGUCCUUUUCUUAAGUUUGCUACCUAAUUCCCUGAAAUCAUUCUUUAGGACCUUCCAUCUUCCUCUUACUUUGUCAUUGGUACCAACAUGGACCAUGACCGCUGGGUCAUCCCCAGCCCCUCCCAAUCAUCCAUCCACUCUGUCAGCAACAUGCCGGACCGAAUGAAUGAAUAAGAAUUGUGGGCAAUAGGAAAGUUUUCAGAUUUUUAUUAUUAUUAUUUCAAAGUUUCAGUUGGAAAAAAAGACAAGUCCCAAAAGUAAUUGGAAGAGAUACAGAAAAUUAGGUGGGUCUUUGUUCCUGCUCCAGAUGUCCGAUCUAAGACCCAAGCCUUUUUCUCCUUUGUCCUUAAUUUUUAAAGGAGAAUCUUCCUUUAACUCAUUAGUUUCAGUGACCAGUCGAGUAAGGUGGGUGUCUAGAUUUUGUUCGGUAAAUGGCGCAAUUUUUGUUUAAGGGGUUAAUUGAAUUUCGUGAUGUUUGAUGUCGAUUUUGGUUAUCUCCAUGAUAUCUAUUCGUCAAAAAUCUGUCAGACUUCAAAAGUUUUGGUUAGUUUUUACCAGACUUACUGUUUGGUUUUGUGCCAUUAAAUUAGUUUCUGACACGUAUAGCCUUAGUUUCACCCUUCCUUACAAUGGAACUUUGUGUAAGAUCCUUAAUAUUGGAAAAGUAAAAGUACCAGUGUUUACGUUCAAUGCAUUCCUCUGCUCAGGGCAGAAUAGAAUUACAGAGAGAGAAACAAAACAAUUUUUUUUUUUUUUUAGGUUACAAAAUGGAGUCAUCUCUGUUUUAAUUGUGACUUACAGUAUACAUUUUUAAUUUCUUUCUUAACACAAAAUGUCUGCCAGUGUAGAUAUACUGACAAAGCGAGUGGGCUGGGCAGGGACAAUUUUCCCCAAACCCGCCCAAAAUUUGAGCCAUUCCAGCUAGAUUGCCAACUGGCAUUUGCCUUGGACGUUGACCUGCCAGGGGCGCCCACCAGGAAUUUUCCUGGUGGGCAGCUCCUGUCUGGGGCAAGAGCAGUGGACACGCAGCUCUUUAGCCACUCCACAGCACAUCCAUUUCAUCUGCUGCGCUCAAUGAUGUCACCGCUGACAAUGUGCUCAGGUUACUGGAUCUCCAGCGCCCUAUCAGAACUUAAAACUUCCUGCAGGCAAGGGAAGCUGGGAAGUGACCUGGUUUCCAGACUGCCCUCAGCAGGAAGCAGCCUGCACCCCCAUCAGAAACCAGGGUAACUUUCUACAGUCAAAGCACUUGGUCUGGCAUAUCUGGAGAACAAGGGAUACUAAUUAUUUUGUGUAUGAUUGUAAAUUGGUGUUUUUAAUUGGUAUGUGUGUGUAAAUAAAGUGGCUAUAAAGAUGGAAUAGCCUUCCAGCUGAAGUGUUAGAGGUUAACACAGUGAGGAAGUUUUAAACAUGGGUGGGAUAGGCAUAGGAUAGGCAGCUGGCUCGCUCACGACCAGAUAAAACAGUCUCUUUAUACUUUUUAAAAAUGUCCUAGUGAGGUGGUUUGGCGAAUCUAGAGUCUCUGCACGUCCAGAGACUCACAGUACUUGGGUGGCUGAUUUAGCAUUAAGAGUAACAUUUUUGCAAGCGAAACAGGAUAUCUGAACCAAGCAGAAAAUGUCUGUUUGAUAUGGCUUUAAAUAUCAAUUUGAUAUUAAACACAGGGCCAGAUAUAGGCAAUUAACAUGUUCUUUAACAGUAACAUAAUUUAAAUCCUACCAAAUGCAUUGCUAGAGAGAGUCAUCUUAUGGGGAGAAAGGGGGACCUAUGGUAAUUUUAUAUAAAAAAAAAAAAAAAAAAAAACUAUUUGGCUAAGGCCAAUGUUUUUCUCAUCCAAAAAUGGGGUCUGACUUCACAAACCAGGUACAACACGGCUAUUAAAAAGAAAAUCUAUAAUGUUGUAUAGGCUGAAAGGAGACAUGCGUCCAUCAAGUUCAGCCUUUCUCACAUCUGUUUUUGGUGUUGAUAUAAAACAAACCAAAAAAAACCACCUUGAAACACCUUCCAAUUUUGCCAUAAAAUAGGGGGGAAAUCCUUCUCAACCCCAGAAUGGCAGUCAGAUCUCUCCUUGGACCAAGACGUUGUUAUACUACUUACCUGAAUAUUUUUUAAAAUUUGUUAUUAAAUGCAAAUUGUAGAAGAGAUGAUUUCUUAAAUCUAACAGAAAUAUUAAGUAACCAGAAUGAUUGGCAUAAAAUCAUACUGUCUGCCUUUUUUAGCCAUGCCCCUUCACUCCAGAAAAACACUCCCUUAUCAAAGCGUUGUACUCUGUCAUGGACCAUCAAAGGCUGGUCACCUCUUAUAUUCAGUGGACUACAAAUCGGCAACAAGCGCUUUGAGACGCAAUAAACACACAACACAGAUGGUUGUGAACCCAGAAUUACUUCUGCUUGUUUAUUCAAAGUAGGGUGCAUUUAUGCAUAAUAUUGUUGGCAGCUAAGCUUGAAGGUUAAGAAAUAAGGUGGUUAAAAGUAGGAAAGUCAAAAGAUAAAAUUAGUUAACGUGGCUACAUAUUUCAUAGCAUAUAAAAUUAGUUUACAAAACCGUGUAUGGUUACAUAUUUCAUAAGAAAAGGUUGCAAGAUAAAAUUAGUUAGCAAACAGUCACACAAUGUAUAGAUUCCAAUAAGUGCUCAGUUGGGGGCUAGAGUACACAGAGAACGCAACUUAUGCUGACCCGUAUACAGCACUUUACAGCGGUUCAUUACAUAUAAAGAGCAUCAGAUGUAGGCCUUAAUUACGCUGAACAUUGGAAUCAAGAUAUAUUUCCUCACAACUCCGUUUAGCCACUGACUAUACUGAAUGAAAACAAAACAACCUGUGUUAGAAGGAGGGGACCCCCCUGAAGUAUCUGGGGAUCCGGCUGACGGCGAAUCCUGAUAGUCUACAUUCAGCUAACUAUACCCCUCUGAUACAAACAUUAAUGAAAGACCUCGUAAAGUGGACGAAUAAGCAGAUAUUGUGGAUUGGACGGAUACAUUCUGUCAAGAUGAAUGUCCUCCCUCAUAUGUUGUCUAUGUUCCAGGCGCUACCCAUUCGUCUCACCAAAGCGCAAUUGAAACCACUACAACAAACAAUAGGGAAUUUCAUCUGGCAGAAGAAGACACAGGAUCUCCAGGGGACGCAAGGACAGAGGAUAGCUGGGCCUUCUGAAUCUGUAUUUUUACUAUCUCGCGGCUCAAUUGGCCCAAGUGGUUCUGUGGCAUUCACCACCAGACGAGAGGAGAUGGGUCGAGGUGGAGUCCCUAAUGGUGGGUUCAAAUAUCCCCCAGUUUGUAAUGUGGGUGCCUAGAUAACACAGACCCAAGAUACGGGUGACAUGCCCGUCGAUUCUCUACUCCAUUCGGAUCUGGGAUGCGACCAAUGUGAAGUACGGGCUGGCCUCGACACCCUCCCCCUUGACUCCGCUGUAUCGAAACAUGGAAUUCCCCCCCGGAAUGGUACCAAAGGAUUUCUGUAACAUUGAGAUAACCGACCUGCAGAGAAUUUACCACUUAUACCGGAGCAGAAAGGUCGUGAGCUUCGAGGAGCUUCAACUGGAACAACACUUGACGCCAGCCGAUUUCUUUCGAGAUAUAUAUAUAUAAUGAUGGGAGUUGCACUCCAGCUCUCCUCAGUUACUGCCCAGUGCUCAGCUGCACAAAUGUAUAAAGUUCACACAAAGCCAGCACUCAAGGACUAUAAAGUUGCAAAAAAGAUGAAAAACCUUUUAAUCCAGUAGGUCAAGAGGUCAACGUUUCAGUCCAUCGUUGUGGACUUUCAUCAGGACGUGUAUGUGUAUGUAUGUAUGUGUGUGUGUGUGUGUGUAUAUAUAUAUAUAUAUAUAUAUAUAUAUAUAUAUAUAUAAUAUAUACACAGCUUAGAGAUUUUGCUAGAUGACCACACAUCAAAGUAGCGGCCCAGGGACCACAUACCUUUUUAUGAAUGGCUGUGCUCGGCGGGUGCAGCACCCAAGGGACUAAUAACAACACUGUACUCCCACCUCUGCGACGAGACUAAAGAAUGGUAUCGGUUGUAUUGCACGGAUCAGUGGGAAGCAGACUUUGGAGAGGUACUGGAAGGCCUUGAAUGGCAAGAGAGAUGGGAAGCGAAUAAAAAAAGCUUCGAUUUGUGUAACACUUCAGGAGCAGACGUUGAAAACCAUGUUCAGGUGGUAUACUACACCCGUGAAGCUGUGCAGGAUGCGAAAAACCGAUUCGGAUAAUUGCAGGAGGGGGUGCGGUGCUAGAGGAACAUUUGUGAAACAUAAAUUGUUGUACUUACCGUGUGGGGAAAAAAAAGGGAGGCGUGCAGAUUAUGAUAUCAAUACUGGUUUGUAGUUUCUAUGACUUUCUACAACCAGGUUGUAAACUAAAAGCCACUCAUUCAGUGCUUUUGUGGCUGAGACUUUGUACAUAGUUUUGAUAAGGAAGUCUUUCUGGCAUAAGUGGUGUGGCUGAGGUGAUUGGUGUAUGGCGCAGAAUGCUUUUGAAAUUUUUUUAUUUUUUAUUUUUUUUUUAUUUUUUUGAGCAUGCAAAAAAAAAAAGUAGCAUAUUAAUGAGGCCAAAAUCUUUCCUGGUGCCCGGAGUGUCCCUUUGAGAGACAAAAAAACCCUGGAUUUUGUGAAACCACACAAAAGAAUUUACACCCAACGUCUUUGUACCAUAGCUGUACUGUAACCCCAAUACAGUAAUUUGAAGAGAUAAUGAUUGCUUAGAUUGUACUCUUUAGGCAUACAUACACAAGAGGUGCAGCUUAUGAAUUCUUGCAAUGAAAUUAAAAUGUAAUCAUUUUGACAUUCUAUUGUUUUUCAGCUGUGCCCGAAAUUUUUACACACCAACUCGACCAGUCACACCUGGCCUUUCAGUGCUGUUGCUGAACUAAUAGGUAUGUGCCGAUUCAUUUAUUUAUUCAUUCAUUUAUUCCCUUCUGCAAAUCUUUGCAUCACCAGUGCAUUGAUGCCCAGUAGUAGUUGGCAGUUUAUUCAACAUUUUCUUUAUCACAUUCUUUUAUUUCUCCUAUUUGUUUUUUUCUUUCACACAAUGAUACUUAAUGAGUACAUUACAUGUUUUCCAGUCCGAUAAUCAAAAUUCCAUAGCUACUCAAUAAGUGCUUGUAUUUCUUAUUUUCCUGUUUUAUCCAUUUGAGUAAUUUGAAAUGCUGCCUUUAUGUUGCUGACUGGCACACACUAUUUUGGUCAGUUUAUAAAUAUGAGGAAGGCUUGAGGACUGUUAAAUCGCAGUUCUCACCCUCGAGAAGUGAUAAUAUGCAAGUGAUAGUCAGUCUUUAGACCCAUCCUUGCAAGUCCUUCCCUUCUUCUCCAGCCCACACUUUCUAUGGCUGCCCAAUCAGACUUCCCAAAGCAGGUCAAUGAGAAGUCUCUGCAAGGCAGAUGCUCUGGCAAUUGCUGCCUCUUGAGUUUAGCUCCACUGAGUCUAAGCAAACCAGGAAGUAGCAGAACUGACAGCCAUGGGGGUAACAAAGUUUAUUUUUGUAAAAUGGAAUACAAAAACACAUUCUUCACAUGUAAAGCACUUCAGCAAGCUAAUGUAUUAAUAUGAAUAUUUUCACAUUGCAGUUGUUUUAAAUUACUUGGUGUGAUUUGACAUUGAGUGAUGAAUCCUGUAUGUUAUAUUAAUUGGUCCCAGCAGCACCCUUCUAAAGUAUGCAUGUUCUGGUGAGCGCAGCCCUUCUGCCAGUUGUAUAUAAUGUCAUAAUCUGCCCGUCAUAUCUAUGGGCAGGUCAUGUUUUAUAAUCCCUUACUGAAAGGAUAGAGAUGUCAUCUGUGCAAUUAUUUCUCCGGGUUAAUAAUGCAAGGAUCAUACAUGUCCCGGUCCGGUUGGUAUUAUGGAGAGAUACACUCCUGAGCAGCACCUGCUCACACUUAUCUAGUAGGAUUUAGGACUAGUUUAUUUAUUUGCUUAGGGGAGAUGGUUAAUCUGAGGCUGCUGCCCUUGGCAAAUCACACUUCCUCUGUUAGUGAUAUAAAAUGUUUGCCUAAAUGUAACUGCUUCACGACCAGGUUUAGACACAUCCCUGCUUAUUGAGAAAGUCCUGAUAUUCCAUUGUUCCAGUAGUUCCUAAAAUCUUUGUUCUGCUUUUGCUGGAGCCAUUGCCAGUCAACUGAGCUUGAUUUUACAUAAAUUACACAGAACAAUUCUGUGUCUGUCAAUGUACUAAAAGGAAAAAAAAAAUCAAAUCUGUAUGAGUGUAUAUAUGCAAUAUAUGUUUGUAUGUUCUCUCUCUCCUCUAUAUUCUCUCUAUCUAUCUAUCUAUCUAUCUAUCUAUCUAUCUAUCUAUCUAUCUACACACAGCAAUUCUAUAUAAUGGACAAGGUAGAAUUCCGUGAAGCUUUUGUCUACAUCUUAUUUGUUUUCUCCUUUUCCUUUUUUGAUAUGUUUUGUUGCUUGUGAUAAUAUCCUAGAACUGUGAUGUUUGCUCCAUCAAAGUAAUAACGUUCUUAUUUAGAUUUUAAAUAAAACUUACUGGGAGCCUACUAUUGCCAUAGCUUUAGAUAUUUGCCUAUAAAUAACUAUAAAGUCUGCCUUCUCCCCAUCCCUGGAGUCAUUUCCAAUUUCCUGUGGCUUUGAGAGUCCCUGAUUUUAUGCGGUUUCUUUGCUCAGGCCAAACUCUGACUGUAGUUGCCAUGGUAACGUUCCGGGGACCUCACCAGAUUGCAUCUUGAUGUAUUUUAGAUCUCAGCUUUGCUACAUUCUGCCACAAAUAGGCAAUUGCUGUAGUAACAGGCUUGGACAUCUGCCAAGUUGGAUGGUGAUUUUGAGUAUAAUUAUUGUUACAUUACUUUUGGCUACACAUAGAGUAUUUAUAUUAUUUUUCCAUGUUUGGGAAUCUUUCCUGAAGAGUUUGUUGAACCUGAUCGAUGCAAUGUGAAAAUAACAGGGUUUGGGCAGAAAUCUUACAUUAUCACAAAUGCCAGUGAAUACAGGAAACCUCAUCUUUCCUACAAAUAUCUGUGAUGGGGUGACCUCAAACGUGCCACAUCACAGCACAAGGCAUUUGGAUCAAAAUCCAGUUCCAAAACCCAACUAGGAAUAAAAAUAAUGGCAGACAGAAUUCCUUUUAUUUCCAACACGUUUUUGUCUAGGCACCAUUAGCAACCUUUUUUUUAUUUUUCCAAUGCAAACUUUCAGGUCAUAUAAUAGUAAAUAAUAUAUAUAUAUAUAUAUAAUAUAUUUAUUUUGUUUUUGGUUUUUUUUUUAAAUGUAUUUUUUGCCAUUUUUGUUUUGUGGUAUUCUCAUAAUUAUUUUGAAAUGGAAGUAUGUUUCAAUAUCUCUUUUAUGUAAAUAUUAUCCUGUUGAGGUUAAAAAGCCAAAAUGUCCCAGUGUUUUUUCUGUUCUGUUUAGGCAGAAAUGUAAAAGUUGGCAUAGCCACAAUAUUGAAAAGUGAAAAAAUAUGUGCGUGUAUAUAUAAUAUUAUUAUACAUAUAAAAUCAGGAGGGAACAGCAUACCACAUAGUAAACAAGUUAUAAAUGUAUAAAGGCUAAAUAAGAACACCUUUCUGAAAUGGGAGUUUAGCCGCUUUAUGGCCACAAAAAUUCCUAGCCGGACACCUUCAUCAAAAUGCCAGUUUUGGCAGCUUUCUCAGUAUCCCUUACUCACAGGAACCCUGGGUCAGCUCUUAGCAGGUGCACUGCAUCUGGAUCCACUCUUUAACCCGCCCACACUGGCCAAUGGGAAAAUUGCUAGUGAGCUGUGAUGGCCAUGGGCUGAGUCCAUCAGGGGGGAUCAAAGGAUCUUUCCUGGUAGCAUCAGCUGUGUGCCUUAACGGGCUGGUGGAUAAAAUAAAUUAGGUCCAGGCACUCAGUGCUGCAGAAAGGAACAAAAAAGUGCAAUGUUUGGCCUACACAGAGGCCUUUGUCAAUCUAAAGGGCUGGUGGGAGAUCAGAUUGCUCAAGGCACCUUAUUGCAGGAGAGGGAGGACCCAGGAGACUCUAACCUGGACCUUUUGCUGGAUGGAGAACAUUCUGCCUCGAGAGUUUGGUAGUUUGGAGCGUUGCUGCGAGUUACCACAGCAACGCUCCGACAUUCCAGAAUGCCAUGAAAGAAGUGUGCUCACCCUGUAAUCAGAGGAGAUUGCAUGCUAUAAUUAUGAAGUACAACUGGAACACCAGGGUUCUCAAUGUCCCCCCUCUCUGGCCAUAUGUAAUAAGGGAGAUGGGAAAUAAACAGUUUACAAGUGAAGAAUUACCUUAAAGAAACACUUACAUAUAUUACUGACACUACAGAGCUGGUGUGGCUGUUUAGAUCCUUGUUUCCCCCUCCCUUAAGAUUGCUCUGAAAAGCUGUUAACUCCUUAAGGACUGGCCUGUUUUGACCAGAGCGCUUUUAACACUUUUGUGGUGUUUGUGUUCAGUUGUAAUUUUCCGCUCUCUCAUUUACGGUUCCCAUAGAAAUUGUGCAUGUUAUAGGGCUAUAAAUAGAAGUAAGAAAUUGCUGUUUCAAUAUAUAUAAUUUUUAACUGUAUCAAUAGUGACAUUGUAACACUGUUAUCUGUCAUAAAUCCCCGAAUCACACCUCACAUGUACAUAUUUUUUUUUUUUUUUUUAAAGUAGUCAACCCAGGGUAUUCAAUAUGGGGUAUGUCCAGUCUCUUUUAGUAGCCACUUAGUCACAAAUACUGGCCAAAGUUAGCAUUUAUAUUUGUGUGUUAAAAAUGCAAAAAAUGCUAACUUUGGCCAGUGUUUGUGACUAAGUGGCUACUAAAAAAGGCUGAACAUACCCCAUUUGCAAUACCUUAGGUUGUCUUCUUUUGCAAAUGGUAUGCCAUCAUGGGGGUAAUUCUCAUUCCUCAGCUACCAUACGCUCUCAAAGGCAACAUAACCAAUCUGCCAAAUUUCAAUGAAGGAAAAAAAAACUCUACAUGUGGGGUACUGUUAUACUCAGGAGACUUUGCAGAACAGUAAAACGUAUCACAGCAAUAAUAUCAUCAGUGAAAGUGCCGUUUGUGUGUGAAAAAUGCAAAAAAUGUCACUUUCACUGACUAUCAUCACUGUGAUAUGUUUUACUGUUUUGAAACACUAAUUUUUGUGUUCAGCGAAGUCUCCCAAGUAAAACAGUACCCCCAUGUACAGGUUUUAGGAUGUCAUAGAAAGUUACAGGGUUAAACACAGUGCUAGCAAAUUAAAUUCUCUGGACUUUUGGCCUGGGUUGUCAGGCAUGUCCCUCAGAUUGCAAACAAUUACUUAAUUAUGUUAAAAUAUUACAUAAAUAUGCACUUAGAAUUUAAAUAUAUAUACAUAUUUAUAUAUUUGAAGUCUACGUGUAUAUGUAUGUAAUUAUGUAUAUGGACAUAUAUAUUUUUCGUAUUUUUAUUUGUGUGUGUGUGUAGAUAGAUAGAUAUAGAUAUAUAUAUAUAUAUAUAUAUAUAAAUAUACAGAUUAUUUUAUUAUAUAUAUAGUUAUUAUAAUAUAUAUGUGUAAUUUAAAUAUGAGUGUAUUUUUAUAUUAAUAUAUUUAUAUAUAAAUAUGAAAAUACACUGACAUUAUGUAUAUAAGAUAUACAUGUGAUAUAUAUAUAUAUAUAUAUAUAUAUAUAUAUAUAUAUUUUACAUGUAUGUGUAUAUAUAUCUUAAUAAUAUUAAUUAUUUUGUUUUUUUACACUGAUGGCUUUUUUUUUGCAAACUUUAUUUUCUGAUUUUACACUUGCAGGGAGACCGCCUGUGAGCACAGACAGUCCCCCUGCAGGCAGAUACACAGGCACCUAUUGCGGCCACGUGAUCAGCGAUCACGUGGCCCCGGGGUCCUGAUUUGCCGCGAGGAGACUAACUUGUCAGACAGGCAGUCCCUCCCAGACUGGGAGAAACGCUGAUCGGCGCCGGUGAAACGGCGGUGAUCAGGUAAGUACCCCAAUACCAUUAUGACAGUUUUAGGACCGUCAUCGGUCCUCAAGGGGAUGUUUCCGAUGACGGUCCUGAACCGUCAUAGGUCCUCAAGGGGUUAAUCUCACUUUUUUCCAUAUCCACGAUGGUCUCAUGGCAGCGGGCUCCGCUUGGCCCUACCUCCAUGACUUGGAUCAUCAAUUAUGAUUAUCUUGGCCAAUUCAAUGGUUUCACAUAGGAACGCAUUUGGAAGCUAUUGCACAUACGCAAAAUUCUGCACUGCGCCAAUCAGCAUCUUCUCAUAGAUCAUGAUCUAUUGUCAUAGAAGAUCAUAGAUCCUCAUGCAUCUCUAUGGAGAAUGUUCAGCACCAUAAUGUGCAGCACUGACCCGGAAAGCACCUCUAGUGGCCAUCCGAGUGACUGCCAUUAUAGGUGCUACAAUGCAGCAAAAAAAAUAAAAAAAAAAAAAAAAAUAUAUAUAUAUAUAUAUAUAUAUAUAUAUAUAUAUAUAUAUAUACAUACACACACACACCAUUUAAUUAGAAAAGCCUGCAGGGACAAGUUAUAGACACCAGAACAACUACAUUAAGCUGUAGUUGUGCUUGUGAGUCUAGUGUCCCUUUAAUAAUAAAAUAUCGCUUUUAUUGUGUAGUGUAUAAAAUAUAAUUCAAAAAGGAGCUAUAUAAAACACAUAACAAAAUUUGAAGUGAUAUCUGAGUAGUGGCACACAAACUGAUGGAGGGGCAAAAUUAAAUAUUAUACCUAAAAAGAUCUGAGUGAGCAAGCCAAUAGAUGCUAUAAAAGCCUAUAAUUUAGGUCAGCAUGCUGAUAAGAUAUUAAAGGAACACUAAAGUCACCAGAACAACUUUAGCUUAAUGAAGCUGUUUUGCUGUAUAGAUCAGUGGUUUCCAAACUUUUUAGGUUCAAGGCACCCUUAAUAUUUCAGUAUUUUUCCAAGGCACCCCAAGUCAAAAUUUCUAGGUUGCAUAUCUGUACAGCGCUGUGGCAUGUACUGGCGCUGAUGUAGAAUUAUUAAAAUCUUUACUGAACUUGUAUUGAAUAAUUGUACUAACUCCAUUUUUAAUCUCACACUGUGACAGAACUCUCCAUUUUGUUCACCUUACAUGACAGUAUUCAAUAUAAUGAAUAAGAGAUUGUAUUUUCUCUCUCUAAGGACAUAACUAGCCCCGGAGUUAGCGGAUCUCCGUUGACUUGCAACAUAGUAUAAUCUAAGGCCAGGAGAACAGCGACUAAAUGAAAUGUUCUAUUCAUAAAAGAACCUUGGACCAGACCACGAGACUGACAUCACUAACUACGUAAAAUGAUGCCCAAGCCCCCCCUUUCCACCGAGUAAGCCUCGUGCUAAAGAGCAAUGACAUCCCAUGAUGGGAGGGUUCCUCACUAGUCACUCAAAUCUCUGAGCCAAUUAAUAAUAUUAAUGGGUGGGCACUGACAUAGCCACUUAACAUUUAACCCAAUUAAUGAUGUUUAUUUGUUAUUAUCUGAUAUUCAAUGAUGAUGUCAUUUUGCAUAUAAAAAGGCCUGCGUGCCCGCUUUUUAACUAGAUGCUAAUAAAUUUCCUGAAGUGUUUUUAACCUGAACUGCAUGUGUCAGUGUGAACUUACUUCUGCGUAUACGCAAUUUAUUCAUCUCAGAUUUGGACAGGAACAGAUAGACUUUUAAACAUUUUUGUUUAUUUCUAAAUUAAUCUACAUCAGCGCUAUAGUGUAAUGUACAGUGUUGUUGUUUGAAGGGGUGCUUGUAUACAUUUAUUGUGUUUUAAUACAGGGGUAUGUUUGCAUUUGAUUGCAGGGGUGUGUCUGAAUGUAAUGUUCAAUUUUAAAUGUGGAUUUACAUUUCUGGGAAGUAUUUGUGUUUCAGUGAAGGGGUGUGUUUGUAUAUAUUUUUUGAGUUUGAAUGCAGGGGUGUGUAUGUAAUAUGUGUUAGCUUGCAGGAGUGUGCUUGUAUGUUGUGCUGGUGUUUGACUGCUUGAAUGUAUGCACAUACACUAGGAAUGCACCGAAAUUAAAAUUCUGGUCCGAAACCGAAAAUUCAGGAUGCUUUCGCCGAAAACAGAAACCGAAAAUGACUUUUUCCCCAAAUGAUUUUAAAAAAAGUUUCCCUAUAAUUUUAUUAAUAUUAGACUUUUUAAUGAAUUUAAUUGAAUAUGAAAAACUUCCCUUCUCUUUUAGUGCCCCCCUUAAUGUUCCUGUCUCCCCCUCUAGUGUUCUUUCCUCCCUCCUCCCCAGUCCCAUAGUGUUCUUUCCCCCUUCCCCCCGUUUCAUUGUGUUCUCCCCGUCUCAUUGUUUUCUCCCCCCGUCUCAUUGUGUUCUCCCCCCCGUCUCAUUGUGUUCUCCCCCCCGUCUCAUUGUGUUCUCCCCCGUCUCAUUGUGUUCUCCCCGUCUCAUUUGUAUGUUUCCUCCCCGUCUGAGUGUGUUUCUCCCAGGCCAUUGUUCCCCGUCCAUUGUGUUCUUUGUCCCUCCCUGUCCCAUUGUGUUCUUCAUCCCUCCCGUCCCCUAGUGUUCUUUACCCUCCCGUCCCCUAGUGUUCUUCACCCCUCCCGUCCUAGUGUUCUUCGCGCCCUCUCCCCAUCACCUAGUGGUGCUACCCCCUCCCGUCACCUAGUGUUCUUUUACCCCUCCCGUACCCCUGGUGUUCUUCACCCCCUCCAAGUCCCUAGUGUUCUUCAUCCCUCGUCACUGGUAACAUUUGCCUCCCAGUCACCUGAGUGUUCCUCACCCCUCCCGUCACCUAGUGUUCUUCACCUCCCGUCACUAGUGUUCUUCACCUCCCGAUCACCUGUGUUCCUCACCCCCCCUCCCGUCACCUAGUGUUCCUCCCCCCUCCCGUCACCUAGUGUUCCUCACCCCUCCCGUCACCUAGUGUUCCCCCCACCCCUCCCGUCACCCCUGGUGUUUCCCGCCCCCUCCGUCACCUAGGUUUCCCCCACCCUCCCAAUCACCAGUGUUCCUCUCACCCCCUCCCGUCACCACAAGUGUUCUUCACCCCCUCCGUCACCCUAGUGUUCUUCACCCCCUCCCGUCACCCUGGUGUUCCUCACCCCUCCCGUCACCUAGUGUUCCUCACCCCUCCCGUCACCUAGUGAACCUCACCCCUCCCGUGCCUAGUGUUCCCCACCUCCCGUCACCUAGUCCUCACCCCUCCCGAUCACCUGGUGUUCCUCCGCCCCCUCCGUCACUGGUGUUCCUCACCCCCUCCCGUCACACCUGGUGUUCCUCACCCCCCUCCCGAUGCCUAGUGUUCCCCCCCCCCCAUCCUAAGUGCAGUAUUCUUGACUUGCCAUGUUAUCAUUGCGAUCUUUCAUUGUGAUAUAUAAUCAUCUGAAUUGUUAAUGCAAGCAUGACUGUUAAACUAUGCACAACAAAACAAUAUUUUUUUUUUCCAGCAAAUUUGACAAGGGGAUAGGAUAGGCCCAUUUUGGCAGCCAAAAUUUUGGUGCAUCCCUAACAUACACUACCACAUGCAUAUAAAUACACAGACACACAAAUUCAUAUAGACACGACACAACACCCCAGGAAGUACCUCUAACAGUUAUCUGAGGAGUGGCCAGUAGAGGUAUCAGUAGACUGUAAUGCAAACACUGCAUUAUCUCUGAAAAGACAGUGUUUCCAGCAAAAUGCCUGUAGGGAAAGAUUCUACUCAACAAAUACAAUAAGCUGUAGUUGUUCUGGUGACUAUAGUGUUCCUUUGAGUUUUGGAUUAGUCCAAUUAAAAAACAAAACCAAAAAGCUAUCAUUGCAUACUGCAAUACUGUGGUGUUUGAGGGAGGGAGGGAACAAACUAACACACACACACUGUAAGUAUUAAUAUAUAUUUAUAUCUAAAUACACUUAGAAAUUGGGUUUUGCAUGUAAACACGCAAUAUAUAUAUAAAGAUUCUAAACGGACAACUGCUAAAAUAGCCUGCCCUUCGAUGGGUCCCUGCUCAGAUCUCAAGCUGGUUUUUGCUCAUCUUGUGUCAUUACAAAAAGAAUCAGGCCAUUUGCAUAGCAGAACAAAUCCAAAAUGCAGGCCAGCUCUCUCUGCACAAAGGAUACAUGUAUUUUAUUUAUAUUAUUUUUUUAAUUAUUUAUUGGUGGACCUGCCUAACAGCCCAGACAGAAAUACCAGAGAAUUUAAUUUGCAAUCCCUAUAUUUAACCCUGUAACUUUCCAAAACACCAUAAAACCUGUACAUGCGGGUUACAGUUGUACUGGGGAGACUUCGCUGAACACAAACAUGAGUCUUUGAAAACAGUAAAACAAAUCAUAACAAUUAUAUCAUCAGUGAAAGUGUAGUUUAUAUGUGAAAAAUGCAAAAAAAUAUGAACAGUGUUUGCCAGAGUUUGCGACUAAGUGGCUACUAAGAAAGCUUGGACAUAUCCCAUUUUGAAUACCACUAGUUGUCUAUUUUUGCAAAUGGUGUGCCAUGAUGGGGGUAAUUUUAAUUCCGGGGCCUGUACAUACUCGUGGCACAUCACUGAACAGAUAUUAUGUGCAUUUCAUUGCAGUAAAAGCUAACUGUUUUAUGACAUGCACAGUUAAAAUGCCAUGCAAAACUUGGAAAAUAAUUUGCCAAUAGUGAGUGGGAACUUUGAGCUAUGUGUGUAUUAUGUAUAUAUAAUCUGUGUGUGUGUUUAUCAGCAAUUAGUUCAGCAAAGUAACGAUGUGAAGUACGUCUAUGUACAUAUAUCCAACAUCUAACCUAUUCUGGUUUUCUCCUCCAUGCUUAGAUAAUGCCUAUGAUCCUGAUGUCAAUGCAAAACAAUUGUGGAUUGAUAAAACCACCAUGAAAGGCCACAUGUGUUUGACGUUUACGGACAAUGGUAAUGGCAUGAAUCUUGAUAAACUUCAUAAAAUGCUCAGGUAGGUGUCCAUUUUCCUAAAACCACUUUUAUUUCACAUUGACAGUCUGUUCAAAACAAGUUGAAAUGAUCAAUGUACAAGGAAAAUUUAAAUUUAUUUCCUUCUUGCCCACUUUACUAAACUGUACAAGCUCUGAAAUUUUUAAUUUACAGUUAGAACAUGCAAUGGAGAUUUUGCAGAAAAAUAAACCUGGCACAUUAGUAGAUUUAAUUAAACUGCUAGAUUUCUACAAUACAAGUUUUGAAGGAGGCUAGUAAAACUCUGUUCUCUAUCAAAUGCUGCUCCUAGACAAUUUACUGCACUUGUACAAUAGCCAUCCAAUGCUUCCCUAUAUGGAUGCAUUGUAUUGGCUAAUUUCACCAUCUUAAUGAUCUCUGCCAGGGAGGCGGAGCAGCCUCACUGAGACCAGUGCAGCGAGGAAGUAAAGGUACGUAAUUCCCUUUUUAAAAAAUUUUUUUAUUAUUAUUUUUGCAGUGCAUGGUUUAACAAACAGUCUUGCGCUGCCACAACAGCAGAUGCAGGCGGAGAACAGUGUACAGAGUAAACAGUAUUGUGGCAUUCAAUAACGGCACAUUUUAAAAAAUUAAAGACUAGUUAGGUAAUGUAGUUUAGGACCUCACCUCUAACUCGGUGGGUUCAUGUGAUAGGUGCAUUAUACAUAAUGGUUAAUAUCUAGUGAGAGACAGUAUGAGAAGACAAAUAGGGCUUAGCCUUGUAAACAGUACAAGUAUAAUAUGCUGUGUGCGCAAGUCAUGAUAAGAUGUGCAGCAGAUCAGUAUGGCAGACGAUAAAAUAAACACGUAUGGUGCCUGACAUCCGUGUGUGAUAAGUUACACGACUGGCUAAAACUAUGGCAGAGUGCGUACUAUUCAAUCUGGAACUAGUUAUGCCCGCCAAACAAAUGAAUUUACUUGACUGGUAUGCAAGCUAGACGAGAUAAAAUAAACAUGCUGGGUUUAAUUCGGGCUAAGCAAAUACAUUACAGUUAAAUACAGGCUAAGCAAACACAUUACAAUCAAGACCAACGGAGACGAGCCGGCUGCUGGGUACAGUACGUUCUUCUGUGCGGGUCUAGGCACGAUCGUUGGUGAGUGUUCUCAACCCCCUCUGCAGGGCGGGAUAGCACAGUGGUCUUGGGGGGCUUGGCUAUCAGGUCGUGUGGGGGGACCCUGUCCAUCCCUCAUAUGAGUAAGGAUCCACAAUGCUCCUCUAGAUGGUCCUUCCUUGGCAGGGGGUCUUUUAGCUGACCUGGUUGUUGGUUGCUUCCAGCUGAUCAUGGACUUGUGGAGUCUGGGUGCCACGUGUCUUCGGCCUGAGGCCUUAAAGGGAACUCCAUGCUUUUGUGACAUGGAUCCCGUUUUGAGGGUCGUGGACCCAGAGUUCCUCCAGUUCCCGGUGGUCUCCCUGGGUGUAUGGCUGGUGUAGGAGAGGUACCUCCAGGUGAGUACCCAGCCCAGAAGAAGGGCAAGCGGCGGAGACUGCAACGUCGGCCAUGCGUGUGGCUGGGCGUCUUGGAUCGGUGAGGCCGGUCGCUGUGAGAACUUCUGUUUGGGGCUGUGGGACAAGAGUGAUAGGCAGCUGCACCUGCUCUGCACGAGCUGCAAUCUGGUUCCAGAACGCUGUACAGAUCCUGUCGAAGUUGUCAUUAUAUUUGGUUUCCCACGCCGUUGCAGCGUGCAGCUGUUGCGUCGGCCAUAUUGGUUGCGGCCCAGGAGCGGGAAGCGGUGGCAUAGAUGAAUGGGAUGCUCUCGGCAGCCUUUUCUUGGGAUGACCCCCACCGGUUCAGGAGGGGGUGGGUUGAUUGUGUUAGCCUGGCGGCCCCAGGGUGGAGGAUUGGCCGUUUCCUCCUUCCGUGGGAGCCUCAACGUGAGUGGGCCACAAAAGCGGCUUCUGGCUGCAGGUCAGCGGGCGAGACUCCGGAGUCGCCUGAGAGGGGUCCUCAUCGGCUAGUUACGGUAUGCGAUCUCGUUGGCUGCUGUUUUGGGGGUAGCAUCUCAGUUUGUUUCCAGUUUUGCUUAUUUUGUGUGAGGAGCUCACCUCACACACGUCUGUCGACCAUGCUGGUUAGGCCCCACCCCCAUGUAAUUCCUUUUAAACCACCACAGGGUCAAGUAAAACUAUGACGUUGGAAUAUAUGUUUGCUUUUCUUAUACUAUACCCCCUCUCUCUCCCCCUCUCUCUCCCCCUCUCUCUCCCCUCUCUCUCCCCUCUCUCUCUCUCUCUCUCUCUCUCUCCCCUCUCUCUCUCCCCUCUCUCUCUCCCAGCUCUCUCCCUCUCUCCCGCUCUCUCCCCUCUCUCUCCCAGCUCUCUCCCCUCUCUCUCCCCCCUCUCUCUCCCCCCUCUCUCUCCCCUCUCUCUCCCUCUCUCCCCCCUCUCUCUCUCCCCCCUCUCUCUCCCCUCUCUCUCCCUCUCUCUCUCUCCCUCUCUGUCUCCCCUCUCUCCCCUUUCUCUGCCCCCUUUCUCUCGCCCCCUUUCUCUGCGCCCCUUUCUCUCCUCUCGCCCCUCUCUCUGCCCCCUCUCUCGCUUCCCUCUCUUUCUCCCCCUCUUUCUCCCCUCUUUCUCCCCUCUUUUCUCCCCUCUUUCUCCCCCUCUUUCUCCCCCCUCUUUCUCCCCCCUCUUCUCCCCCCCCUCUUUCUCCCCCUCUUUCUCCCCCUCUUUCUCCCCCCUCUCUCUUCCCCCCCCUCUCUCCCCUCUCUCCCCUCUCUCUCCCCCUCUCUCUCCCCUCUCUCUUCCCUCAAACAUUUUUGUGCCUAAUGACAAAAGCCCAAACAUUAUUAUUUUUUCUUUUUAGCUUUGGCUUCAGUGAUAAAGUAGCUGUUCACGGCCAUGUUCCAGUCGGACUUUAUGGGAACGGCUUCAAAUCUGGAUCCAUGCGACUGGGGAAAGAUGCCAUCGUAUUUACUAAAAAUGAUUCUGGCAUGCAUGUGGGCAUGUUAUCCCAGACCUUCUUGGAGAAGAUCGGUGCAGAACAUGUCAUGGUCCCAAUAAUAUCAUUCAAUAAACACAAUAUCCUUUUCUGUAUGGAGAUAAUGUGAUCACUAUUAUAAUACAUACUAGAAUGAAUUAUAGUUACCUUUUUUACUCCAAAAUGUAAUUGCACAUUAAAUUCAAGUAAAUACAAAAUAUGACGUAGUAAGAAAAUAUAAAUGUGAUGCACUUAAAAUGUGAGUACCAAGUCAGUGUUGGAUGGGCACCUUAGUACCUGGCCCAUGACUCCACCUUGCAGUGAACCAUCCAGGAUCCAGAACUCAAUAAUGGUCCAUCACUCCUCUAUAGUUCAUUAGCCUUUUUAUUAGGUGUACAAAAUAAGGUGUGUACAAAUUUUUUUGUCAUGACAAUCUGUAAAAAUAUGACAGGGAGGAUAUAUUCUCCUUUGGUUUAGAGUUCAUUUAUUUAUGUCUCCCCAAUGUAUUCUGGAAUUUUCUUAACCUUUUUUUGACGGCAGCUUGCAAAUACAGCAGAUUCUGACGCUAACCUGGAAGCAAUCUUAAAGCAUUCACUGCUUUCAAGUGAAAGGGAAUUGUUGGCAGAACUAGACGCCAUUAUUGGUAAGAAGGGGACAAGAAUAAUUAUAUGGAGAUUGCGCAGGUGAGCAUUGAUUUAAAGGUUUUUUUUUUUUUUAUAUGUAGAAAACCCGUGCAAACCAAGUGUUGUAUAAAGGGUAAUGCCCCCAAAAGUUAUCAUAAUUCAAUGUAAUGAAAAUACACUUCUAAAGAAUACAACCCAGUAAAUGCAAUAAUUUAUUCCUAGCUUAUAAUGUUUAGUAAAGGACUGGCUUUGGGAACAAAAUAAUCCAUACCAAUUAAAAAUGCACUUGUUAUUGUGUCUUUUAUAGAAAAAAAAUAAAGCUGUCAAAAAGCUUUAGUUUGGUAACUAUUAGCAUGCCCGCAAAUACUAGUUAAGUAAUUGUCCUGAAUGGAAGUCCAAUAAAUGGCAGUAAACAAAUGAGAACCGUUCUUUUCUUUAAACUAUCAAACUAUUAAAAGAGCAAUCUGUAAUCAUUUUCAUAAUAAUUUGAUAUGUUAAAGGUGCAGUGUAUGAAAACGUAAAACAUAAAAUGAAAGAAUUAGUUGCCGUUAAUGCACGGUAAUAUAUAUAUUUGUGAUGUGUGUGAAUAAUUAAUUUGAUUUAUUUAUUAAUUUUGCAAAUCAUUGCAGUUCUAAGUUAAUUUGUGCAAGAUGACCAGGGCAGCAGAUUGUCCUGCACCAGCAUAGGAGCAUAGAUUGCACUUAAAGCGUGCCAAAGUUGUAUUUUUCUCCAUUUUUAUUUCCUUUCUGUAUCUGAUAAGAUUCAUUCAGACAGUCAAAUUUGGAGAAAACACAUUAACAAAAUGGUUUAUGAUCGUAUAGAACUUGUGGAAAUAAAAGCUGUUUAUUAAACAACCAUCAUUUUAACUUUCUGAUUGACCGAAGUGUUUGUGUUUUUUUUUAUUUUUUAUUCUUAGGGAGAAACGUGGAUCUCCAGAGUUUGAUUUUGAGUCUGAUAAGUAUGAUAUUAGGAUUCCUGAGGAGAUUGACGGCACGCAGAAAAGAGGUUACAAAAAGCAGGAAAGAGUUGACCAGAUUGCUCCUGACAGUGAUUAUUCUCUGAGAGUAAGUAAGGUUUGCCACACGCAGAAGUUUUGUUUAAAUGUCCGUUAUAGCUACAAUAAGCCCAUUUUUUUAAUUUUUUUUUAUAUAUGGUAACAGUAUAUGAAGGGAUAGCUAACUAUGCAGAUAUGAUAAGCUUGUAACUACCCAAAUGUAAACUGCUUCUUUGCUUACCUGCAAACCCCAGUUUGUGUUUUAUGAAAAUACGGAGAGAUUAUGAUGUUUGGGAACAUUUAGCAAAGUUGCUUCUUUGCAAUAGUCAAUGCAUGCCACAGUAUUGGUUGGUGAAGAAGUUACUGUGGAGCGCCCGGAAAUGACCAUUAGUAGGUGAUAUACAGGUGUUGGAAUUGGAAAUGUUUGUAAUGAAAAUAGAAUAAACAUGAAGCCCUGGAAAAUAUUCAAAUGAAAGAGGAAGUUAUAUAUGUAUAUAUAAUUAUAUUAUAUAUGUAAAUUGGCUUUUCUCUCUCUUCCAUGUAUAUCUUUAGUUAUUAGGCUGUUGCUUGGCAACAGUCAAAAUAAAGAGUAAGAUUAAUGAUCAAGACUUGUUUCGAUUCCAUGUGUCACCCGGAUAGAUCAGUCUGUGACACAUUCUGAUCGUUCAAGCGGCUCUUACAUCUGCCCCACCCAGCACUAUAGUGUAAAGCUAAUUAAUUAUAGCGCAAUGACUCAACUUAAGAGCAACAUCCGCAUACAUUCUGGAGUCAUUGUUAUAGCAAUUAUUGAUGAAGAGGAGCUUUUGGUAACAAGUGGGGAAAAGCACAUCAUUUUUUUUUUUUAUAUUAUAUUAUGAAAUGAUUAGCUGUUAUAAGUAAUGUGUAGCCUCCUACUUGCUUUUGUCUCACAUUUUCAGCUUUUACAUGUUUUAAACAUGAAGAGUCGAAGUUGAUCUUAGGGUCCUGGGGUGUAUUAGGAAGAGUUCCCACAUUGGCCCAAUAAUAAUAAUAAUAAUAAUAAUAAUAAUAGUUUAAAUUUAUACCUCUGAGCAUUUCGUAAAGCUACAAAAUGAGUUUUGUGUCUGGAUCACAACUCAUGCCAGCUAUGUUUCUGAAAUUCACUGCAUUAGUGCUCUCACUGCAUCCAUAAUCUAUUCCAGUGGUGUCUGGUAAGGUUUUAAGAUGCCGGGGGUCUAAACUCCACUCUUGUAACGAUCCAUCACUUCUAACCUGUCUCCAUAACAUGUCCCUUUUCCUGUAGCUUUUUAUCUGUGACAGAUCCCCUUACCAGCAUUAACUGUGCAAUUUCCCAUUACAGAUCCCCUUUCCAGCAUCCCAUUGCCUUUUUAUAGCAUAUCUAGUCUCUUUUCUACAUAAUAGAUCCACGUCGGUUGCCAUUCCCCAAUUUAACAUUAUUUUGGUGCCAUUGCUCUCUCAGGCAAUUCUUUUACACAACAAAAAAAUAAAGCAUUGUUUUGCAUACUGUCCUAAGAUGUCGUAAAAUGUGGACUCAAGACUCCUCCAUGCACUCUUUGAAACAUUUGGCCCAUGGUGCAGAUUUUACUACAACUACACCUGACAGCAUACAGGACAAUGCGUUAAUAGAAAUCUGCUACUAAAACUCCUGCACUUUUCGGGAAACCCACCUUUCUGCUGACAAUGUCGAGCAAAGGCUGUGUGAUUCACAGACUUUAUUAACCCCUUAAGGACACAUGACAUGUGUGACAUGUCAUGAUUCCCUUUUAUUCCAGAAGUUUGGUCCUUAAGGGGUUAAACUUUGCACUCCUGCAUGUGAGCUAGACUAGUGGCUAAAAUAAUUAUUUCUAAUGAGAUGGGAAAAAAAAAUCACCUGCGCUUGGAUUCAAAUGCCAGGCCAGUUAAACUGCUGUAUGACACAAUUGGACACCCUCCCCCCCACACACACGUUUAACUUUUUUUUUUUAAAGCUGCCUUUUGUGUGGGGUUCUUCUAUUAUAUUGCAAAUGUUAAGUUGAUACUUGAUACUAAAAAUAAAUAAGUGAGGUGAGCACAUUACACCCACAACAAGCUCCCCAGGUAGUUAAGUGUCCCAGAAAAUCUAGUAGUAGUAAUUUUUUACAUUUUUUUUUUUUUUUUUAAAUCUAUUGGACAUUCUAAGCAUAUGACUGGAACAACAGCUCCUUUAGUCCCAAAGUUAAUUUGGCCAUGCCCUUAUGGAUAGACCACCACGACAUUUGACUUCUCACAACUGUCUGAUUAUAAAGCAAAAACUCUAGAAAAUAACAGAAGGUAAAAACUAAUUGAAGUUGAAAUAAAUUUGAGCAGUGAGUUAUUUUAUACAUUGUGCUAGCCACAUUACUAGAAAAUAUUAAGCCACCCAGCUUCAAUGUAACCCCUUAAAGACCAAACUUCUGGAAUAAAAGGGAAUCAUGACAUGUCACAUAUGUCAUGUGUCCUUAAGGGGUUAAACAAAAUACAGUUUUUAUUUUAAUUUUAUUUUUUUAAUUAAGUUGGGAUUUCCCUCUUGAACUACUGUCUAGAUUAACACCUAUUGUAUUUAUUUUGAAUGCUCACUUUAAUAGAUUACCCUGAUGCUAUAAAUCUAACAUGGCUCAUGCCCCUGAUACCUCCAUUAUGUGAUACAUAUUGUAUAGAGUUCUAAAGAAUGUAUGAAUACCAGUUAUUGACUGAUGGUUUUUGUAGUCAUAUGUUCCACUCUAGUGCACUCAAGCCUGUUCCAGUAAUUACCCUGUUAAUUCGCACUGUAGUUGGUUUGAGCUGUAAGUAAACUGUUCUGUGUCCAGUCAUUACAUGUGUCAUUUCAUUUUGUCUUUUACAGGCAUACUGUAGCAUUUUGUAUUUAAAGCCGCGGAUGCAGAUUAUUUUACGUCAACAGAAGGUUCAAACACAGUUGGUCUCUAAAAGUCUUGCGCACAUAGAGAAAGACGUCUACAGGCCCAAAUUUCUUGCUGUAUCCUUAUGCGGUUAUGGUUUUCAAGAAGUGUGUUGGCAUAAUGUAUUGGUUCAUUUCAAUUCUAUAUUUCAUUUUCUGAUGUUACUAUAUUCUAUAUAGGAACAGCAUGCCAGUUUAAAACUAUUGGAUUAAAAUAAAAAAAAGAUACAUUUUCUAUGGAUCUCUAUAAAUCAUAUAAGACAUCCAUGGUGGUUAGGGGGAUUGCGGCUUAACUGAUAAUUCUAAUUUAUUGUGAAAAACCAAACACGCAUUACUACCCUUCGACAUGAGUGGUGAAGGUAGAAGAAAACAUUAGGAAUGGGAAGAUAUAACCAUCUGUUUAAUGUAAAUCAUCAGAUCUUGAGUUUCACCACUAGCCUCCUAAUAUCACUCUGAUUAUGUAUGAUUGCAUUUCAAAAUAUUGUUUAUUAAUAAGUAAAAGCAUUAAUUGUAGAUCUCUAAGCUACAUCCUUCUGUGCGUCCAGUUCGCUCUACUACUUUCUUCCUUUUUGCCUGUUUCAUUUUACUUUCCCCGUUUUUCUUUUUCACUCCACAGUUUUAUUUUGUACAGGAUUGAAAUCAAUCUACCUCUAUGAGAAGAUUAAAGGGACACUAGAGGCACAACUAUUUUAGAUUAAGCAGUUUUGGUUUAUAGAUCAUAUCCAUGCAGUCUCGCUGCUCAAUUCUCUGCCAUUUACAAAUUAAAUUCCUUUAGUUUCUGUUUAUGCAAUCCUAGUAAAACCUACCCUGGAUGUGACUCAAACAACCGGCAUGAAAACAAAAUGGUUUAAUUUUCAAUCAGCUGUUAAUUUAUUUUAGAAGUUUUUAUAGCUUGCUCUGUAAAUUAAAUGGCACACAGGAGGCUCCGUCAGGGUCUAGAAGGCUAUUUAGAAUAGGAGAUACAAAAUUGUAAAUUACACAGAAUAUCGUAUUACAGCAAGUGUUUAGGGAGACUGAGAGUCAUGGCCAGGAGAGGUGUAUCUAGGGCUGCACUAACAACAUGAUUUACCUCCUAAAUGGCAGAGAAUUGAGCAAUGAGACUGCAGGGGUUUGAUAUAUACACAUGGGCAUACAGAGUACAAUUGUCUGAUUUAUAUACUAUUCAAUCCAUCACAUUAGUCAUACAGCCAUAAUCAAGGCACAAUCACUGAAUUAUAAAAAAUAAAUGGAGAAUCUGCGUUUGGUGUUAACUUGCACAAAACAAUACAAUAAAAUCUAUGGCAAAAGUGUUUAUUUUGAAAUGUAUAUAUUAAAAUAACAUUAUAUAUCCAGCUAUAGCACCAUAUUGCACCCACAGCACCUGGUUUCACUUGCCACAGCACUACUUAGCAUGCACAGCAUUUGCCACAGCACUACGUAGCACUCACAGCAGUUGCCACAGCACUAGAGAGGGGUCUCUCUAACAGAAGCCGUCUUAGUGUCCAUUAGACAGUCUUUGUUAGAAAGAGUCCACUCCAGGCUCCAAUAGAGACUACAGUGGAGUCUAAUGUUGAACUUGGGCGGCCGGCAGACUGUGCCACUCAGUCGGUGGGCAGCAGUGCCCUUUCUUCAGUCAGGCCCUCAGAUUCCCCCUUGCCACCCCCUGCGGAAUCCCAUGUCUCUACACCAAACUGCUUAAUUAAGCUAAGGUUUUUUUGUGUGCCUAUAGUGAUCCUUUAAACUUGUUUCUUUGGCAUCUGUUCUGGCAAUUUCAGCAGGUACCUUUUUAAACAAAAUAGUUUUUAAUAGAGCUACUUUUUGUCUUGGUGUGCUCUGCUUAUAAUAGGAUUAACACUCCUUUUUGAUACUUAAAGGGACACCCCAGACAGUCUAUUUUAUUUAGUAUGUAGAUAAUAAAAUAACAUACUAUGUUCCUGCUGCUGCUAAUUAAGAGGGAAAACACCACAGAAUGUUCAGAUAAAAAAAGAGACUCCACCAAUAAGGGUCCACUUUUACUGGUCUAAUAGUGUCUGAUCUAGACGAUUUUACUGUACCAUCUAAGGGCGACCUGAGCAUGACGGGAAUCAUAGUUUACAAAUCCUUACAAAUCCCUAAGGUUAACCAUCAUUGUUCUGUACACAUUCUACAUCCACAUCUACAAAACUGUAGUGUCUCCAUUUUGUAUCACAUAUAUACGACUUGAGUGUAAAAUUCACUCAGCCACUUUUUUUUUUUUAAAUAUAUUUGAAUUAAUUUUCCUUAAUGUGAUUAGCCCAAAACAGUGAAAAUUACUUUUGGAUAUAACUGUCGCAAUAAGGAGCAUUAUGGAAUAAUGAUGUACCAUAAGAACAGACUCAUCAAAGCCUAUGUCAAGGUGGGCUGCCAGUUAAAGGUGAGUUUUUAUACGAAUAUAUUUAAAAAAAAAAAAAAUUUUUUUUUUAAUUGUUUCUUUUUCUGUAUUGUUGGGCAUUUCCAUAAUUGUAUCCCCAUGUUUAUUCUUAGGCAAACAAUAUGGGAGUCGGUGUUGUUGGAGUCAUUGAAUGCAAUUUUUUAAAGCCAACUCACAAUAAGCAAGAUUUUGACUAUACAAAUGAUUACAGGUAUGUUCUUUAACUAAUCUGAUUUUAAACUGAGCAAAGAAAAUCUUUAACUACUUAAGGACACAUGACGGAAAUAUUCCGUCAUGAUUCCCUUUUAUUUCUGAAGUUGUAUCCUUAAUUUAAAUGGAUGAACACAGAGAUGAAAAAUCAUUGGAAAAUGUAGGUUCCAAUAGCAGGGUCUGCUUGGGGUAAAUAUUGUGACUUGUUUAGGAAAUAAGUGCCAGAUAUUUAAGUUAUUUCAAACAUGCUUGGUGCCUUUAGAACGACUUUUGAAUUUUGAUUCACAUUGAAAAGUUCUGUGUGAGUAGCUGUCAGACACAGACUCCUCUCAAUAGCUUAUAGGUAUAUCACAAACAAUAUACAGAAGAUAAAUGAUAUAAAAAGCAAUAGUACUUAGCUUAUAAAGACGUAUGACAGCCUCCCUAGGUCGCUACCCAAACAAGCGACCUAUAUCAUAUAUAGUAUUAACCAGAACAAAGAAGAUUCGGGAUAUGGCUGUGUAAAUCUACAGAGAAAACAUAAAACAAAACAUAGUGUGAUAUUGUUAUAAAACACAAUAUUUCAUGCGCAGUAAUCUUGUGCACUCACAGGAUGUAGACAAUAAAAGCGCUCUUAGGGUGCCUUCCCCUAAGUUAUUUCAAACAUGCUUGGUGCCUUUAGAACGACUUUUGAAUUUUGAUUCACAUUGAAAAGUUCUGUGUGAGCAGCUGUCAGACACAGACUCCUCUCAGAACUAUUAAACCAAUCUAUAGAAUGGAAAACAAAACCAUAAGAGACCAAAUAUACACUUACACCUUUGAGAAACACGCACUGUGGUCACAAAGAGCAACAUUGUGUCUAAGUUUAUUGAACACCCUAUAGUAUGCAGUAAGCGGCUCAUCAUAUAUAAUCAUAUAUUUUAACCAAACAGCUGUCCCUGCCUUAGCUUUUCCAUUAUAUCCCUUUCUUCGUGUUAUUUAAACAGUGACUAAAUGUGCAGAAAUAUGUGAAGCAUUAGUUCCCAAAAGCCCUGUGAAGGAUAUUAGAUUGAAACGCACAUGUCCUCACUUGUAUUUUUCUGUGUCUUUGAUUUGCAUAAUUUUUUGUAAUUUAUGCUUUCAUUUAUUUGGGUUUUAACUUGAACAGCACUGAACAUCCUCCCUUCUCUUUCAUUAACGUUGUCUUUUAUUCUUUUGUGUUUUGUAAUACACAUAUAUUUUAAAGGAUCACUAUGGGGUCAGGAACACAAACAUGUAUUCCUGACCCUGUAGUGCUUAAACCACCACAUAAAAUCAUUUUGGCCAAUCAGGACCUCCUCAUAGAGAUGCAUUGAAUCAAAGCAUCUCGAUGAGGAAAAUUCAGCAUUUCAAUGCAGAGCGUGGGGAUGCUGAGCGGCAGGGUUGCUUACUGUGCAUCCCUGAGCCAGGAAUCAGCCCCUCCAGUGGCCAUCUGAGGAGUGGCCACUUGGAGGUGUCCCUAGGGGCAAUGUAAACACUGCCUUUUCUCUAAAAGGCAGUGUUUGCAUGAAAAUGCCUGAAGGAAGCUAUUAUACUCACCAGAACAAAUACAUUAAGCUGUAGUUGUUCUGGUGACUAUGGUGUCCCUUUAAAUAACUGUGUUUACACAACCUCUCAUAAUGUCCCUUGUGAACCAGUUCAUGAACAUUCUUGUUUUGAAUUUCGACCUGUUUAGCUGGAGAACUUGUAGAGAUCCUGUUGUGCAAUCUAAAUUCUAUAGAGUGGCACUUUCUAUUCACAGCAGAAAAAUUUGGUUUGUCCGAAUUGAUAUGACUGAAAAUUUAUUUUUGUUUGGGCAAACUGAAUUGCAUCCAUUGAGUGAUUCAGUUUGUUCAAUAAAUUUGGUUCCAUUUUUUGCUUGAGAUGAAUUGGACUAAGUGCUCUCAAGCUUUUUACUUUUAUCUUUUAGCUGUGUAGUAGAUGGCUUCCUGGUUUGGUACCUUUAUGUGGAAUUGCCAUAUUUAUGGAUACCAAAUAGGCAACCUGUCUACUGCAGUUCUCUAAUUUGGUAUCCUUUAAAGAGACACUCCACUGCCCACAUAUGAAACAAAAAUGUAAAAAGGAUCACUAUAUACUAAAUAUACCCUCAGAGAAAACAUGCAUGCGUGCAUUUAAUUAUGCCUGUUCCUUAUUUGAGGUUAUAUCUAAAAACAGCUUGCAAAAGCUUCAGAUCUCUUGUCUGCUGUCUUUACAAACUCUCCUCUUAUCCAAACCCAGACUUUCUGUGGCUGUCCAAUCAGAGACUUCCCAAUUCUACUCAAUGAGAAAUCUUUGCAAGGCAGAUGAUCUGGGCAAUUGCCUGCAUCCUGAGUUUAGUUCCAGUCUGCUAAACAACCAGUAACAGGACCAGUUAUUUGAAUAACAGCCAGGGGUGUGUGACACAGUUAAUUUUUAAAGUACCAAUCGCUACUGAAAUCUGCAAUUCAUGUUAAAAAAAUGUUUUUUUUAAACCCUUAAGGACACAUGCCAUGUGUGACAUGUCAUGAUUCCCUUUUAUUCCAGAAGUUUGGUCCUUAAGGGGUUAAAAGGACACAUUCUGCAUGCAUAAAGCACUUCAGCAAGCUAAAGUGCUUUAGAUGUUUUGAGUAUACAGCAAUCCCAUAGAAGGGUACCAAAUUGGGGGGGAUCAAAUUUAAGAAAAAAGUGUUUUAUCGUUCAGUGUCCUGAAUCAAUGAAUUCUUUUAAUCACAUGAACUGCAUCCAUUAUGCGAUUCGGAACUUGUUUAAUUCAGUCAUUCGUUAUUCGGUUGAACAACCAAAUUGGGCAGUUUUCAUCCAAAUUGCUGUUUGUCUGAAUCCUAAUGCACAAGUCUAGUGAAUUGUAUAUAAGAGUAUACAUUAGUAAGAACUCUGCAAAGCUGUGAAGGUGAGUUAAGCUAUAGUUAGAUAUCUUCUUUUCUUUUCAGACUUACUCUAACUGCACUAGGUGAAAAGCUUAAUGACUACUGGAAUGAAAUGAAAGUGAAGAAAAAUAUUAACCCACAAAGUGUUCCUGUAGAAGAUAUACAGUAAGUGAAGAAAUGGAAUUUGCUUUGGUACAUAGGUACUCAUGGAUGCAACAUGUGUUACUUUCGUUCCUGACAUUUGUAUGUGUGGGGGGAAGAUCUAGUGAUCCAACACCUAGCAUGAUUUAUUGACUAGCCAUUGGGCAUCUCCAACGAUUAACAUCUGCUGCAUUAGCUGCCAACCGUAUAGCAAGGUCUUUGAGUACAGCUGGGUAAAUGGUGUCUUCUUCUGCAAUACAGACUAGAGACUUGCUCUUCAAUCCACUGAUGCUGAACUAAUAUUCCGUUUUGUAACCUACUAAAUCCACAACUUUGAGGAAGCUGUAACUUUCACAUGGGAUUAAACACAUGAACAUUUUAAAGCCAACAUAAAACAAAUAUGUGAUAGACUGUUCAAGGUAACUUUGAAUAAACUGGAUUGUAUGGAGAAGAUAAUUGGUUUAGUAAUCUAAAUUAGAUCAUACGUGAAAAGUUAGUUAAGGAGGCAAUUAGAUCAUCAGGUAGAGAGAGAUGAAGAGGGAGUUAAGUCCCAAACUGUAGAUCUAAUUAAGAUGGCAAGUCGGAGUAAAAGCUAAUCAAAUUAGGGCUGUGAUUUUCAUUAUGUAGAAAGUUAAUUAGGAAGAGGUGCCAGAGCUUUGGGACAUGCUCAUUAUUAAUUGGCUUCAAUGACUCAUUCUGUACACAGGGAAACUCAAGAAAUAAGCGUAUAUUCUGCAACUACAUAUUUUACCAUAAUACAAUUUACUAUUCUGUAACUAUACGCAUCUUACCACAUCACUGUGAAUGUCAGUUUGAUCUUACUCAUUUACAUACAAAUUAGCACUUUAAGCUCAAUUGUAUAGUACAUAAUUGUAGUAUCCCUUUCCUCAUAUGUUGAGAUUAGGACUCUAUCAAAUAUUCUGUACUCUGCCCUUGGGUUUUUAUGUCCAAGAUGCAUUAUCUUGCACUUAUCCACAUUAAAUGUCAGUUGCCACAAUUCUGACCAUUUUUCUAGUUUACCUAAAUCAUUUGCCAUUUGGCUUAUCCCUCCUGGAACAUCAACCCUGUUACAUAUCUUGGUAUGUAACAGGAUUGAUGUUCCAGGAGAGAUAAGCCAAAUCUUAGUAUGUAACUGGGUGGACGUUCCAGGAGGGAUAAGCCAAAUGGCAAAUGAUUUAGGUAAACUAGAAAAAUGGUCAGAAUUGUGGCAACUGACAUUAAAUGUGGAUAAGUGCAAGAUAAUGCAUCUUGGACGUAAAAACCCAAGGGCAGAGUACAGAAUAUUUGAUAGAGUCCUAACCUCAACAUAUGAGGAAAGGGAUUUAGGGGUGAUUAUUUCUGAUGACUUAAAGGUAGGCAGACAAUGUAAUAGAGCAGCAGGAAAUGCUAGCAGAAUGCUUGGUUGUAUAGGGAGAGGUAUUAGCAGUAGAAAGAGGGAAGUGCUCAUGCCAUUGUACAGAACACUGGUGAGACCUCACUUGGAGUAUUGUACACAGUACUGGAGACCGUAUCUUCAGAAGGAUAUUGAUACCUUAGAGAGGGUUCAGAGAAGGGCUACUAAACUGGUUCAUGGAUUGCGGGAUAAAACUUACCAGGAAAGGUUAAAGGAUCUUAACAUGUAUAGCUUGGAGGAAAGACGAGACAGGGGGGAUAUGAUAGAAACAUUUAAAUAUAUAAAGGGAAUCAACACAGUAAAGGAGGAGACUAUAUUUAAAAGAAGAAAAACUACCACAACAAGAGGACAUAGUUUUAAAUUAGAGGGACAAAGGUUUAAAAAUAUCAGGAAGUAUUACUUUACUGAGAGGAUAGUGGAUGCAUGGAAUAGCCUUCCAGCUGAAGUGGUAGAGGUUAACACAGUAAAGGAGUUCAAGCAUGCGUGGGAUAGGCAUAAGGCUAUCCUAACUAUAAGAUAAGACUAGGGACUAAUGAAAGUAUUUAGAAAAUUGGGCAGACCAGAUGGGCCGAAUGGUUCUUAUCUGCCGUCACAUUCUAGGUUUCUAUUGUGGAUUGUUAAUUAAAUUAAAUAGUAUAUACCCUGAUAUGGGAGAGUGGACACACUUACAUCUAAAUUUAAGCACCCAUUCCACAGAACUUUUUCUAGAUCACAUUUGUUUGGAAUUUUUAUUUAUUUAUUUAUAUUUUUCUUUUUCUUUUUAGGAAAAAACCUGAUCAGAAUUGGGUUCAGUGUGAUUCUUGUCUUAAGUGGAGAAAACUCCCGGACGCAAUGGGAAGACUUCCUAUGAAGUGGUAUUGCUAUAUGAACCCUGACCCGCAGUUCAGGUAGGUGUAAUGUGUAAUAGAUAUAUACACUUUUUAAACUGUUGAGAUGUCUUGUGUAAUAGUUUUGUUUUUGCCAAAACAGAGAUUGCAACGUACCAGAGGAACCUGAAGAUGAUGAUGAAAUCACACACUCCACAUAUGAGAAAACAUAUAAAAGAAGGUGAGUGCUCUGAGAAGUAUUUGGGGUGAGAAAUUGACUAGUAAGGCAUUCUAGAAAUUCUAAAUAUAUUUAAGGGACGGUUAUGGCAAAUGUUAAUUAUUAAACUAUAGAGUGUGUAAUAUGACACUCAAAACACAAAAAUAGUGAUCUCUUUGAAAUAAAAGACAUUGAGGAGCCAGCAUUGAGAAUCCAGCACCUUUGAUGUUUCACAUUAUAGAUGUCCAUAGACUCUUCUAUCACGUGCAAUACAUAAAGUAAAACUUUUACAAUGUACCCAGAGAUAUAAAUAAAGAUAUGCGACAAUUACAUUUUACCAUAUUUGUCGAUUUCCUUUAUUUCUUAUAACCAAAGGAUGGCUAAAAGCCUCUAUCAUGCGUUAGAAUUGAAUUAAAUUGCAGGAUUAGUUUUACUCGUUUUUAAAUCUGUAACCUUCAGUUUAGUUUCCGUUAGCUCAGUAUUGCCAAGACCCACUUUCGAAAACCCACUCACUGUAGGGAAACAGGGGGGUGAUAACAAAAUAUCAGUUUACUACUUUUAAUUUUUUUAUUGAACACACUUGAUUUAUACAUUUAUUAAGCAGAUACAUAAUGAGGUGUAUGUGAAGAAUGGGCUUGUUUUCUAUUGUGGCUGAUGACGUCUUUGACGUCCACAUUUACAUGUUAUCUUUAGAUGCAAGGUGCUUGAUAAUUGAAGUUUAUUUUAAAAUUUGUUUUUAAUUCCUAUCAUUGCCAAAAAUCCAACUUCACUCAUCUACAAAGUAGUAAAAGGAAGCAGAACUAUUAAAGCUGCGGUAGAAAGGGUUAGAUACGUAUUUUGAAAACUGUAUACAUUUUUUACGAUCAAAAUUAAAAUGUAUACAUUUUUCAUCUGCCUUUGUAGAUAUAUCAGUAGCUACUUCAAUACUCUGAAAUAGGUGCACAAUCCAGGUGUUUAAAUUUCUUUACUGAAAUAAUUAUCAAAACUUUCUUUCAACAAGUCUAGAUGUGCAACUAUUACAGAGAUUGUCGUGAGCUGAUGUCAGUUCAUUUUCAAUUGUAAAAGUUGUGAAUGUUUCAAAGCAAUCAUACUUUUUUCCAUAAAUAAAGUUUUACAGUAAAACCUAACAUUUUAUCAUGUACUGCAAAUAUAUCAACUCCAUCUGUUCCUUGUAAGUAUAAAUUUAGUUCAUUUAAUUUUGAAAAUACAUCUGCCAAAUUAGUGAGCUUCAGAGGGAACUUCUCAUCAUGCAAAGAUUUUGGGUAAUCUUUUAGUCCAUCCAGAAACAUUGCGACUUCUUUUCGGAGUUCAUCAAGUAUUGUCAACACCUCGACAGCCGACGCUCUUCAGUAUGCAAAACUUCACAUCUCUUAGCAAAGUUUUUUAAAUAAGCGUGACUGUAAUGGCUUGCUCUUGAAGAAGUUUAUAAUUUUCACAGCAGUAUUUUAAAAAUUUUUUUUUUUUUUUUUUUUUCAAAUCUUCUGAAGACUACAGUGCAUCCAUGAUGCAUUCAAUACACCAAUUUUUUUUUUACCACACAUUGCGCGUGCACCGUCGGUAAAUAUACAAACACAAUCUUUCCAGUUCAUUUUAUUUGAUUUUACAUAAGUGUCGCUUCCAAAAAUGUACUCACCCGUACCUCCAAUAACUGGUUCACAAAAUAUAUUAUAUCUUCAUGCUCAUUUUUCAAUAUAAAACAGAUAAAACCAUUUAGUUGAGACUUGUAUAUCUGUUGAUUCAUCCAAUUGCAGAAAAAAAAAUUAAUCGCAUUGAAUCAGUCGAUAAGUUGCUCUUCUGCGUGCAACCAUGUUAUUGGAAACUGGAAUUAAUUCAACUACUUUCAAGCUGCUGUCACUGUAGAGGACCACGGGUAACCCGACAAGUUACCUCCGCUAUUUCCCUUCCUUCAGCCGUUUAGGCACCCUUACAACAAGCAGGAAUCCAUUUUCCCCCCAGUAACUGGACGAAAUACAGUCCUGGAGGUUACAACACUGAAUUACUUUGUUUAUUUUGUAUGCAUGGUUUUUACAGACACAGACCCCUACAUGGGGUCUCCAACACAAAAGCAACAGGGGUUUCAAUCCCAGGAAGCUGAAGAGGGAGUGAGGAAGAACAAUGCAUCUAGGUUAAACUGGGCUGGCAGUGUCUCUGUGGCAACGUCCUGCUGUGACACGAAAAGGAAGGGGGAGAGACACAGCUAGCACAUUUCACUUCUAUACUUUACAGAGCUGCUGCAUAUACAGGCACAAUACACCAAAGGCAUAAAUACAUGGAGAAACACAGAGGGACCACACGAUACAAGAGGAAAACACACGAAUAUGCAAUGGGCAUAGUACUUAGUGACGGCGGUCCGUCACAGUCACCAAACAUAAUUCCCAAACAGCAUCUUUUGUUGCUUGGAGUACUAAUGACUCGCCAAUGGUGUGAGGUUUGACAGAUUUUGCAGUUCACAAACCACAGAGGUGUAAGGCAUGCAUGGCUUUAGUCAAUUUUUUAUUAGCUUGCUUUAAUUGGAAAAAAGGCUUGUUUUUUCAGAUGUGCAUGCUUUGUCUCAAUAUGUCAAAGUCAUUUGUUUGGUAGCUACUCUCAUUUGUGAGAAUUUCACAGCAAAUAAGACACUGCGGACGUGGAGCCUCCUUUGUCACUUUUCCACGUAAACCCGAAUUUUAAAUAGAAUCCUAUUUUCUUACUACUUUUUCUUGUUAUGAUAAUCGAAAACUUGUUGAAGGAUUUUCAUCAAUAUUUCUUCAGUUGUCAGUUUCGUCUGCAGAAGAUCCUUCUUUUUUGGUUUAUCUUUCAGCGUUUUCACCAGAUUUCUUAUCAACCACUCAUCGAUUACUACGUAAUAUAUAAAAAAAUACUGAGAGAAACACUUGUUUACAUAACACGCUAAUUAUAAGGAAAAACUAAAUCCUGCAUAAGAAUGGUUAACUAAACUUUUAAACAAGGUUUAUAUUCAAAUUAAAAGGGUCAAUGAUUCAAAUCUGGACACACACAAAAUAAAAUGAAUCAGGACAUGGUAGCCAUACAUAAGUAUGCCAUACUUUAUGUAUAGCCACCAUAUCCUGAUUCAGUUUGGUUUUCUGUGUGUCCAAAUUUAAGAUCAUUGAUUCUUUUCUUUUUAAUAUAUCUAUUGAUUAAAAGUAGUUGUAAUUAUUUUUAUGCAGGACUUUUUAGAUGCAUAAACCUGGCACACCGUAGCAAUCAGCUUUAAAGGCUUUCACUUGGCACACCAUAGCAAUCAGCUUUAAAGGCAUAGACUUGGCACACUGUGGCAAUCAGCUUUAAAGGCAUACACCUGGCACACCGUGGCAAUCCGCUUUAGAGGCAUACACCUGGCACACCGUGGCAAUCCGCUUUAGAGGCAUACACCUGGCACACCGUGGCAAUCCACUUUAGAGGCAUACACCUGGCACACCGUGGCAAUCCGCUUUAGAGGCAUACACCUGGCACACCGUGGCAAUCCGCUUUAGAGGCAUACACCUGGCACACAGUGGCAAUCAGCUUUAAAGGCAUACACUUGGCACACCGUGGCAAUCGGCUUUAAAGAUAUACACCUGGCACACCGUGGCAAUCAGCUUUAGAGGCAUCCACUUGGAACACAUAGAACAUAGAAACAUAGAAUGUGACGGCAGAUAAUAACCAUUCAGACCAAUUUUCUAAAUACUUUCAUUAGUCCCUAGCCUUAUCUUAUAGUUAGGAUAGCCUUAUGCCUAUCCCACGCAUGCUUAAACUCCUUUACUGUGUUAACCUCUACCACUUCAGCUGGAAGGCUAUUCCAUGCAUCCACUACCCUCUCAGUAAAGUAAUACUUCCUGAUAUUAUUUUUAAACCAUGGCAGUUGGCUUUAGAGGCAUACACUUGGCACAUCAUGGCAAUAAGCUUUAGAAGAAUAAAAUUAGCACACCAUGGCAGUUUGAGGCAUAUGCUUAGCAAAUCAUGGCAAUCCGUUUUAGAGGCAUACAAUUGGUUACUCACAGACUCUUCUUUCUUCCUUGCCUCUCAUGUCUUUGCAGCUGCAGAACGGCUUGUAUGUGUGCAUAAACAAAAUAAUGAUGGAAGCUGGAAGUGGUGGGGUCUCUUCCGUCAGAGGUUUUGUGUUGCGGGAUUAAAGGCAAAGUGAUGAUAUAGCGGAGUCAAUACUCACUCAGUUUGUCUGGACCCAUGUACGGACCAAUACCUAAUAUAUUGUUUUAAUAACUUGCUCCAUGUUCAGAGGAUUACAUUUAGUCAACGUAAAUGUGUUGUGUUUUUUUUUUUAAUUCUAAUUUGAUCUGGUUUCUAAUGUAAAUUAUUUUAAAAUCGAAAUAAAAUGUGAAAUGUGUUUUUUGGUAUUACAAGUGUUUUGUUUUUCUUUUCUUUUUUAACAGAAAAUCUGAACAAAAUCAGCAGGUGGGUGUUUUUAUAUAUUUGUUCUUUAUACUUCCUGGAAUUGCGUGUAUUAAGACUAGAUCUCCCAAAAGAAAAUGUUAUUUAUCACAACUUCUAAUUUCUAGAUAUUAAUUUCUCUUCAAUUAUCUUUGGGCGAUAACAAAUGUAUUUGUGUGGGCUUGCGCUACACAUAAAACACGCCAUCCAGUUUGUAGUUUAUAAGCACAGUGUAUAUUGCAUCCACUUGUCUUUCACUAUUUUGGCAGCUUCAGCAACAUAUCAGGGUGUUUCUCAGGGUACUUUUUCAGUGUUGGGUCCAGAUUGUGUUAUGCAUGCAGUGAUUACAAAAAAAGGACUUGUGUUUACAAGUGUGCUCUUCAGGCCCCUGUAAAAGCUGCACUGAUUUGGUUUAACCCACAUACUAUUCUCUAGGCUCCAAUACAAGGUUUAGCAUAAUGAAGCAGUUUUGGUGUAUAGAUCAUGCCCCUGCAGUCUCACUGCUUAAUGAUAGUUAAUUGACUUUGUUUAUGCAGCAUUAGCCACACCUCCCUGCAUAAAGAGAGAUUUAAUGUUUAAACUUCCUUUAUUGCAAAGUGUGUUGAAUUUAGAAUUUAUCUCCUGCUCUGCUAAUAGCCUUCUAAACCCUGCAGGGGUCUCAUCUCUGUGAUUACAGUUUAACGAGUGAUUUACCUCCUAAAUGGCUGGGCAGUGAGACUGCAUGAUCUAUAUACUAAAACUGCUUCAUUAGGCUGUUUUGGUGCUUAUUGUCCCUUUAUUGAAAAGUUUACUUUUAGUGACUUGUAUGCUUUUAGAUAAGUUUAGAUGGGUUAACUUUUGGAAGUCAAAAUUUUUAGGUACGUUUGACUGACAGGAUGGCAAAACCUGAUGUUUUUUUAAUUGCUCUGUUGUAACAGGCCUAUGAAAAAACAACAAUUCUUUUUACUCCUCCGAAUAAAGACAUUCAGCCGGCGGUGAGCUCAAUGCAAAGAAUGUUUAAUAAUGCCACUCUGCCGGUGAGAACUCUUGGGAUGAGUCCAGAAAAUAGAUCUCCGGGGAUAAGUUUGGAAAAAUUUUCUGCCAAUGACAGGUAUGUAUUUCAGCACUAGGAAACUGGGGAAAUAUCGAAAACCAAAUAGAUGGGUAAAUGGAUUUCUUUGUACAAAUGCUUUAGUCAAGGCAGAUUCUGAAGUCACUUGCUGUGUGAAGCUCCCUCCACGCUUUAUAACCUAACUUAGUUGGCUGCCGUUUUGACAGAUUGUGGUCGAUACAACUUUGCUUCAGGCUUAGUUGCACAAAAAUGAACCCCUUAUGUUAAAAAAAACAAAAAACUAGAUGACCUGAACUACUAAAAGGUAUUUUAGAGCCAACUGGAAUCUCAGCACAAAAUAGAAUAGAAAAAAAAUCAUGCUCUCUGCAUAUCACAUAAACAUCGCAGUACUAACCUCCUGUUUUGUUUUCAGAAAUAAGCGUUCGCUGUCUAGUGAACGAUCCCCAAUCACUGCUAAAAAGCCAAGGACUUCUGAAACAGACACUAUAGAGUUGACAGAUUUGGAUGAGAUUGAUGAUGGGGAUGUCAUCAUCCUAGAAGAGAACAGCACCCCAAAGCCCAAAAAUGAAAAUGGAAAAAGUAAAAGCGAAUCAAAUCUCAGCCCUAUCACCAUGGAUAUUUUGGAUGCUAACUCACCAGACAGAGCAAAUUCAAGCGAUACCAUUGCAGUAGCCACCCAGACUGAAAGAGUAAGUUUGACUAUUAAAAAGGAAGAAGAGAACAGUAAUAAUCCAGACUGCCAAGAAAACGAAGAGCUCAACUACUGCAAUGGGACGGAAUCGCAUGACAACCCAGAACAGCAACCAGAUAAAGAGCAAAGUGUGAACACGUUUAACCAUGAGACAGAACAUUACAAAAGACAAUGUAAAUCUCUGGAAUGGGCAGUGAAAGACUUACAGAGUCAGCUGGUCGAUACUAAGAAUAAGUAUUUGAAAACAGAGGUUUCCCAUCAGUUCACGCAAACUGAUUCUUGCUCUACAUACACUCCAGAAAAUUCUUCAAAACAGCUUGUUGCACAGUAUGAGCAGGCCUUGAAAGAAAUCAGCAGGUUAAAAAUGCAGUGUAACACGCUACAGCAACUGAAAGCAGAGCCUGAUGCCAACAUUGAAAACAAAGUAAAAGACACCAGUGAAGUAGAUGACAUGGCAGAACAACUUGAUGGUGUCUUCAGACAGCUCGAUGAGUGUUGCACUGAGCGUGAUGACUACAAAAGUCAGGUAAGUCUCAUCUGUGUAAGGUUAACCCCAACCCCGCCACAAAGACUGAAAGCGGUGAUAUGAUGGAAUCAUUUUAAAGUUUUCAGAAUUAGCAGAAAAGCAACAAAGAAAUAAACGUUUUAUUAACGAUGACUACAUAAUAUGUUGGAAUUUAUUCCAAAAUGUAUUAAAAAAGUGGAGAACAACUCUCCUGUUUUGAUACUAUUAUUCAUUUCCCUUUCCUUAAUUUAUUCCCACUUAAUAUUCAAUCACAAAUGUUAUAGGACCUGUAGUAACAUUAAGGUGGUUGGAUAUGGUAUUUAUCCCCACUUUGUAUAGUUUGUGUAUGUAAGUUUGUUUGGUCUGUCUUACUGAAUAGCAUGACAGCUUCAGGAAUAUUGUCAUGACUGCUAGUGAGGUCCAGCACGCAGAACUAUGUAACAUCUACAUUGACAGAACAGAAAAUGAUAGAACGUAAACAGGUCCUUAGAAUGGCCGGACUAAUACGUUAAAGACAGAGAAUGGUCAAGGAAGCCAGAAAAUAUACAAUACCAUUUAACAAGCCAAGUCAGGGAAACCAGAAAUCGGAAUAGUUGGGAAUACCCAAGGUCAAAAUACCGGGAAUAUCAAAAACAGGACGCGAAAACGCGCUCUCAGGAACCAGGAAUCGAAACCACGACAGGGCAAAGAACCAGGGAACUUCAGGGAUUUAAAUAUCCCUCAUUUGAAUGUGAUUGGUGAGAAGGUGACCCCUGACCACAGAACGUGCGUGUGCGUCGACAGCGUGACGUCUAACGCACGUUUGUGUGACCCUCGGGGGCGGAGCUUUUUAUGGCUGCGACUGCAUGGUCGGCGCCAUCUUUAAUCUGUGCAGGGGGCCAGGAGAACCCACCGGAUCGGCUCCCUACUCGCCGUUGAGCAAGUAAGCUCAGUCAGUUGGCGCGGUCGCACUGGUCGCGUGCGACCGCACCUUGCGGCGAGCCGGGGAUCGUGACAAAUAUAUUAUUUAUACCACGUAUUGACAGGGUGUUGCUAUGACAGAUACAUGUGAUGUUGUUGAUAACAUGUGUAACCUGCUAUUGUCUUGAUGUCUGCCGUCUUGUUGCUAGUAGCUAUUUUAUGAAAUAAUACCUGUGGGAUACUAUGAUGUAUCACAGAAGAUAUAGUCAUCGGCACCUGGUUGAGAAUGACAGAAUGUGUCAAUUUUUAGCUGCCCUAAGUACCGUGUUAGGUAGGUAAAACAUUGGCCAAAUUAUUAUAUCAGACAAAAUAGUUUUAGCCACACACAUUUCAAACCAGGAAGCAGAACUAAUGAAAGCAAUUAUGCAAAUAAGCUGAUUUAGAGCCAUUGGCAUUGAUAAUGAACUGUUUCUGCUUAUUACUAUACCCAGCUGUCUUUGAGGAUGGAUUGUAUUCACAAAUUCCUCCCAUCCCACAGUGUAAAUAGUAAAAUGAUGCAGCUUCCUGCCUCUACUACUCCAGGCAGAGUUCUGGAAGCUUGGCCCAGGAGUAUUAAUGAAAAGUCUGGCGUAGGAGCUUCCAGUUCUUUGGCUUUAGUAGUGAAGGCAGUGAAAUGUUACGCCAUUCUAAAACAAUUUGAUAGUUACAAUGGGGAGGGGGGCGGGGGAGACCAGGUCACUCAUAACCAUCAUUGUGUGAUGUAGUUGUUUUGAUGCUUGGAGUGUUCCUUUAUGGAGUAGAAAGAUAGAUAUAGUUAGGGCACAAAGUCUUCACCAGGGAUAAUUCACGGCUGCAGACCGUCCUUGGAACUCCAACAAGCACAAACACAACUACGAGCAGCUCGGGAGAAAUGACUGACACACAACAUGGUCUCAAAUCAUAUCUCGAAAUUUAUUGGCUCCAGUCAGGGUUUCUGUAAAAAGCAGAUGAUUACUUACCACUAUGUCAUAUUACACAGUCAGCAAUUCUGCAAAUAGUUUGGAUCGUUGACAGAAAAAUUAGCUCAUGGUCACAAAGUAGACCGGUCAUGGCCAAAGGUAGACAUCACUUGAUAAUUUAACAGAUAACUACUUUCUAAAAAUAUAAUUGUAUAUCUUUAAUUUAAUUGUAGACAUUGUUUCAUAACAUAUUUGAUCAGCUUGCAGAAUAUAUAUUUCUGUUACUUCCUCAAAGUAUCUUGAUUGACAUAUACUUCCCCUUUUAGAGAACAUCUGUUUGUAGAUGCAACAGAAUACUUUAAUUAACAAAUAAAUAAUUUUAUUCUGUCUUUAUAAAAGAUUAUAACCGUUUUUUAGCAAUACACUAGAAAAAUAGAAUCAGAUUUAAAAUGGCGGCUGACUUUUAAAUGGCCACUGAUUAUAAAAUGGCUGCUGAUUAUAAAAUCAUUCCUGACAGGUAUAUAUGUGCAGCUAUGACAAACUGGAGCUAACUGGUUACACAAAGUUCACAAAGUUUAUUUGCUCUAUCCCUAAAGCCUCUUCCUCAGUUUUUAGGAUUCCUUUAUUCCAGGUUUUUAUUAACAAUAAUAACAACGUAUUUAACCAGGAAAGGUCCAUUCAGAUUACUCUGGUAUCCAAGUACGUCCUGGGGAUGUUCCUUUUGCCCAACAUUCAGGGGAUGUUACUACUACCCAAUUUAAUGGUACUCAUUUGAUCUACAUCGGAAGGAUAAGGGCUGAGUCAACACCAAAAGAUUGAACAGAAUCUACUGAUUAUGCAUUAACCCACUGAGCUAUCUCGCCGGCCUUAGUGUGGUAUCAGAUGCUCAUUAUGCAAUACAGAGAUCUGUGCUUCUCUCUUUCAUUUUUAAAAAAUGAUUGAGGCCUUACCACCCUUCAGUGAUGUGGAAGUAGCAACAAAAAUCGCCAGGUUCAAUAAAAGCGUUUUAAUGACCAUGAGAUACACAGAGAUAUCUCUAGGGAGAUUAUCAAGAAGUAAUCUGACAUCACAUAACAAUCCCUUGCUUCUUAUAAUUUAGACCAGGAACUAGCUCUCCGUUUAGCUCAAUCAGAACUCCAAAUAUUGUCACAUUUCCUAUUGGCUAAAUUCUAGUAUAAAUGACAGUUUGAGGUUACAGUAAGUUCAGGGUUCAAGUAACAUGUUUCAACAGAUGGCUUGACCACAGUAAUGACACAGGGAACUUAAGUCUAGAAUUGAACCUGUUCCGUGUUGACAUGUGUCUUACUAUAGAUAUUUCGUUAGAAUAAUCUCCCCCUUACCUAAUCUAUUCUAACACAUUGUUUGUCAACUGUCCAUUCAUGUCUCAAUCCGUAAAACCUUAACUUCCUCUUCUAGAGCUGAUCACACAUGCCCCCCCUCCUGGCAACAGCUAACAGGACACUUACAAAAUGUCUUUCCUGUUACAGUUCAAGAAAUCGUCUUUGUAGAAAUUAAUUUGUAAAGAAAAACAGUUAGUAAAAAGCAGUAUAUAAUUCUUCAAGUAUUCUUCUUCUUUGAUUAUACUCGAAGAUGGCGGACAAACAGCAAAAUGGCUGACAGCAUGUCAGUAGCAGGUUACAUAUGUUCACACUGGUGUAGUGGAUUAGGUGUACAGCAUUUAAAGGACCACUCUAGGCACCCAGACGACUUCAGCUUAAUGAAGUGGUCUGGGUGCCAGGUCCUUCUAGGGUUAACCCAUUUUUUUUAUAAACCUGCUAUGUUUAUUAAGGGGUUAAGCCUUCCCCCUAAUCCUCUAGUGGCUGUCUCAUUGACAGCCACUAGAGGCGCUUGCAUGCUUCUCACUGUGAUUUUCACAGUGAGAGCACGCAAGCGUCCAUAGGAAAGCAUUGAUAAUGCGACCGGCUGAAUGCGCGCAGCUCUUGCCGCGCGUGCGCAUUCAGCCGACGGGGCGGAACGGAGGAGGAGAGCUCCCCGCCCAGCGCUGGAAAAAGGAAAGUUUUUACCCCUUUCCCCCUUCCAGAGCCGGGCAGGAGGAGGACCCUGAGGGUGUUUUCCUGGCACUAUAGUGGUCCUUUAAUGGCACUUGCCUGUAUUCCCAUUUGCACGCUAAACCCUGCUUCUUAGACAGGCAGAUUCCCAAGACAACUGCCUUUUAUGAAGAAUACAGUUCUGUUUUCUUCACCAUACAGACUUUAAUGGGAACCAGCACAUCAUGACAAAGUUCUGGCUGCUCAAAACUGCCUUUUACUAUUGCUUUAAAUGCAGGGGGAAUCUCUGAUCUCUGUGUAUGUCAUCUUUUUACGUCCAGCAUGCUUAAUGAUAUGUUGUACAUGGGUGUCAUGUGACCUCUCGGAGUAAUGCGUCUCCGCUAGUUCCUGUUAAAGUGUGGACUAAAUAUGCGUACCUGGGCUCUUUUUACUUUAUUAAAGUGUUCUGGAGACUCGCCAUCCCCUAAGUCUGGAGUUCUAAUGUAUGACGAGCACUAUAUUAUUGGACAAGUGUGCAGUCCCUACUUGAUAAUUGUUGCCUUCUUAUAAGUGAAUUUUCAGCUUUUCAUUGUGUUUGUAUAUGCUGCAGGUAGAAAAAUUAAAGCAAGAAAACACAAGAUUACAUUCUCAAAACAACCAGCUGGAGACUGAGGUUGAACAAAUGAAAGUCUUGAUUCAAGAGAUGAACAGCAAAGAGACUGCCACAACCAGCACAGCAGGAGUGUCAGAGGAAAGGUAAGUCCAGAAAAAAGUCUCUUUUAGGGGGUUUGAGAAAUGUAUACAUUGUCUAUGUCCAGUCUCUUAUAACCGGAGAUACUACAGUUAUGGAGUUACAAAAGUGUAACACUCUUGGGCAAACUGAUUUUUCUCCUUAUUAUAAUUAGAUUGUCUGCCAGGUGUGAAAUACAACUCCAAGACUAAAAUAAAACUAUUUUAAAAAAAUUAAAAGUUGGUUCUUGGCAGUAUAACAGCUUUACGUGACUGCAAAGUUCAUGGUGCAGAUGGUACCCUGCACCCACGCUUAUAAAUUGGAGCGUGUAAGAACUGCAGCAUCAUUUUCUGUUUCUCCCUUUAAACUUUAUUACAUAAGUGUCAAAAGAUUAUCGCGAUUACACUGUGGACAUCAAGCAUCCAGGUAUGACUUCUGUGUCAUAAGUUACACUUGGUUUUCCUAGAUUACACCUCCGAUGCUGAGCGUGCAGAUAUGACUCCCUGUUCAUUUACAAUGAACUGAACCUUGCAAAGAUUCAACUGUUACAAGAUGAACCAAAUAAAUGCUAUUCUAUAAAAUGGGAGCAAGUAAAACAAAAUGGUUCCUAAUAGCCUAUAUCAAGGUUCACUAAAGGGAAUGCGUAGGAAUUAAUAGCUGCUGUACUAUGGCUAACAUGAGUUUACAGAGCAGUUCCACUAAUUCUGUGUUAACCUACUUAUAAGGGCAGUGUCAGACACAGGACAAAUACUGAAGCAAAGUAGUAUCUACUUUGUCAUAGUAAAUCUUUUGCAGUUAAAUUCCAAUACAUUAAAUCGGAGUAUGUCAUAAACAUUCUAUCUAUUUGGCGGGGGGUAGAAUUAUAAGGAUUUUGUUGAUAAUAUGAUUUAUUAUUGGUAAGCACCAACAUAUUCUGUAUUUAUUAUAAGCACCAACAUAUUCUGUAUUUAUUAUAAGCACCAACAUAUUCUGUGCCCUGUUCAAUAGGUUUACAAACACGUAAAUUCAAUAUCAUACGUUUGACAUAGAAGCAAGAUGUAGUGAAGGCAUCAGAGCUUACAAUCUAAAUAAGAUAAUAAAUAAGAAUUAUAUUGACAACGAGAUAUUGAUUUUUAUUUUUUUUAAUUAUUAUUCACAUGAGGAAUUAUGUUUUCUUGCUUUGUAAACGUUUUACCAACAUGGUAUAUCUUUUGCUGUUUUAGCUUGAAGUUACGAACACUCCGGGUUAACGUUGCCCAGCUCCUUACUACACUGAUGCCAGAUCUGGAUUUACAACAGAUAAACUAUGACGUCGAUGUCAUUGAUGACAUUUUAACACAGGUGUUGGAACAAACAGAGAAACAAGCCAGUGGGAAUGAAUAGUAUUUGGGGGAUCUCAUAAUCCCAUUUGAUGGCAGAAUGAUCGUUGUAUAAACAUUCUCGGUUCUCGCUGCUAAAAACUGCUUCCUCAAACCUCUGACAAGUCGAGGGACUAGUGACAAAAAAUUUCCAAGUAAAAACAUAUUUUUGGAAGAAUACGACUUUAUACACUCACCUGUUACCUCAGUUUUUUUUUUUAUAUAUAUAUAUACAGAUUUCCAGGUGUUGAAUAACUAACUUUAUUUUUUCACUAAUGUUAACUUGUAAAUUGAAGCAUGGUAGAAUGCUAAUAUUCAGUGGAAUGUGGGGAGACUUCAUAUUAUUCAGAUAUUUUUUAAACAAAUGUGUAACAUAUAUGACCUGUACAUAAUUCUGUAUACAUAUUCUACAGCUUGUCGCUUGAGAUAAUACGCUUACUCCUGUCCUUGUCACUUUCUUGUGGUUUAAAAAGAUUCAUAGUAAAAGGAAAGUAUUAUUAAAUUGUAAUUCUUCAUUAUUUAAUUGGUUUGUGCAAUUAUUUAUCUCACUUCUUAAAUUUUUAUUAUGUUUAUAUUUCCCUCUAUCAUCUCCCCCUGGCAUUUUGAGCGAUCUUGGGUCAGAAUCAGCCUGUAUCAGACGCCUGCCCGGCCUCUGCUCAAUCACAGAGAAGAGCAUCCGUCAUCUCUCCAGCAUGCUGAGCCCAUGGUACUCACUACCAGCUGAGGGGAUCACCCUGCGCCUACAGGGUGAUCAUAGUUGAUGUUAGCAGUCUGUGAACAAGCAGACAUUUUUCUUUUGCAGUGCUAGUUGUGGCAGUCUUUGUUGUUCAUCCUUUGAAUCAAGAUCAGAUAGUGACCUAUUUCGACCCAAGACUGCUCAAAUUAGCAGUUCUGGCAGCAGGAAUAAAGGGGUGACAGAAGAACUGUAAAAUAAAAAAAUCAUAAGAAAAAACAAGAAAUAAAUGCACAAACCAAAUAUAUAUAAAUAAUUACAUUUAGAGCUCAUUUAGAGAUGUAUGCAUAUAUUCUCAUAUUUUAAAGGGACACUCAAGAUCCAUGCAGAAAGUGAAGAUUUUAAUUGAAAUUGGCUCUUUUGUGAUAUUAAUCUUGUUACCACCCCAUGGCUGUCAAUCAGAGAAUUGGUUCUGCUACUUCUUGGUUGUUAAUCUCAGUGGAACUAAACUCAAGAGACCGGUAACAGCCUAAAUCACCUGUCUUUCAAAAACCCCUCAUUGAACUGCAUUGGGAAAUUUGUGAUUGGACAGCCACAGAAAGUCUGGACGUGGUUAGAAGGGGAGGGAUUGCAAAAGCUGCAGACAAGAGAUCAGCUUUUGAAAGCCAUUUUAUAUACCCCAAUGAAAAAAGCAUAAUUAAGUUCAUGCAUGAUUUCAUGUUUUUUUUUUUAGUUUUUUUUUUUUUUUUAGCUAUUUUUGUGUUUAGGCAAUGGAGUGUCCCUUUUUUUGUCUAGAAAAAGAGGUUAUUUUAAAGGGAAGUAGGACUGUUUUAUACCAUGUUUCAUUCUUACCUGCUCCUUUCCUAGUCCCUCCAUGAUUUGCAGUUUAGCUGUCUUGUGACUGAAAAUGUCAAGAAGACGGCAGUUUUGACUACAAGUUUAUAUGUGAGCAUUUCUAUCCUCCUGGUUCUCCCGGUCACUCCCUCACUUUAUCACUUUUUUUUCUAAACUCUAGAGUUACUUUGACAGUAAGGGCAUAACAGGCAAGUCCCAUGCCUUUUUUACAUACAUUUUUAUAACUUUACUCAACUUGCUAUAAGUCCAUACAAGUUAUGGUUUGACAAAAUUUGUUAUUGUAGGAUCUGGAGUAAAAACAUAAGAUCCAAACGCCACAUGAGCCACAAAGUUAUGCAUUGAACCCCAUUAGAUCUUUACGCCAGCAUGUGUCGUUUUACAUGAUUAACUGUGACAAUUUGGUAAUUAAAUAGGGAAUUCCAUCCUGACGUAGGUAUCCUAAAGGGACUUGCAGCACUUGACGAUUUUUUUUUUUUAAACCAGAAAGCACUUUUAAACAAAUAUACAAACCAAAAUAAGGCAAGUAAACUUAGAAAAGUAUAUAAUAAACAUUGAUAAAUGUGGUUGGAUUGCAUUGUUAAACACACCUCUCAUUUAGGGGAUCUCUAUUUCAGAAAAGUGCACUAAUGACAGAAACAGGGCCUCGUUGUGCAGCAGUAGGAGAGAGAAACCUGUUCACACUGAUCAGAUUCCCACUUUUGCACAUGUGUAAAUCAGUCAAGCAUGCCCAAUGCAUUUUUCCAGCAUUCCUAGGGAUAGGACACUGUUUGGGUAGACUGGGUAUGAAUAGCAUAAGAAAGAAUAAGCAGGUAGAUAUGAUUUAAAAUAAAUCCGUUGUCUCAAAGUGAUAUAUGUAGCAUUUACCAAAACAAUUAUCACAGAGGAAAUAAUAAAUCAGAUUAUUCUAGUGUCAUGUGAGCAUGUGCAGUGCUACCUUAAUGGUUUUGCAUAGAGAGGUACAGGUUUGUAGACAAAUCUCAGCUGCUGAGUGAGCAGUAAGAAGGAACAGAGGCUGCAAAUUAGAAACUUUGUAGGGUAGUAUUUCUCUCUUUUUGUUUUUAGACACUUUGCAUUUUUUUAAUAUUUAAUACAUUAACAUGGAAUGGGAGAGUGUGCAAAAGAUUGGUACCUAUAAGCAUCAUGAUUGUCUUAAAUCAGAGAUGGCAAAACUGUCAAUCCCCAGGUGUUCUAGAACUUCUGUUAUGCUUUGACAUUCUUAACCCCUUAAGGACACAUGACAUGUGUGACAUGUCAUGAUUUCCUUUUAUUCCAGAAGUUUGGUCCUUAAGGGGUUAAGGCAGUUUACAACAUCUGGGGAAUCUACCGUUCCUCCAAACCUGUCUUAAAACCUGUCUGUACUGGCUGUAUUUACUAGUGAGGAAUGGUUUAAUAAUUAAAACACACUUUUAAAGUAUUUUCAAUACUCCGUUCACAUCCAAACCUGAUUUUAUCAUGUAUUUAAUUUGAAAGAGAACAAGUUUAGACACUUUAAUCCCAGUGCUUUACUCUCUGCUUUACGUUCUAAAUAAUGUUUUUGUUUUUUUAAUAAUGAUUUUAAUUAACUUUUAGUGUUACAGAGCAUAACGUAACACUGCCUAUUUUAUUAUACGAAUACAAGUAAGUUCAGAAAGGGGUUUAAAGAAGAUGUGGAAAAUUGGAGAAUUAAAACCUCUGCAAAAUCCCUAUAUUUUGUGACACUUAAUGAAUAGUCUGGUGAUUGUAAUACACAAAAAAAUAUGCAUUACAAUAUCCAUCAGGUAAUAUUAAAAUGCUACCAAUAUGUACUGUUCUCUAAUUCACCAAAUGUUCUACCAAUCCUGAGCACAGUCACACAACGCCUGGCAUGGAUGGUAUUGAGCUGUGACAGCAGUGAUAGGAGCAUAAUAGCUAUACAUGUUAUACACAAUGGGGGAGAUUGGUGAUAGUGAUUAGAAAAUUGGGUAAAUGCCAUGGGAACCUGUAAAAUUAGCAGCAGACACACCGCAAUGGUCAUUAUUGCACCAGUUAUCUGAUCACUACACACGCAAACUACUGUCCCAUCGUCUUUGUUUUUUGGUCCUCUCUGUGCCAAAUGGAUGUGCAAGGCAUUGUAUGUUCCUCAAAUACUCAAGGGUACCAAAACCUGAUAUUACAUAGAAAUUGCAAUCCAGGAUGUGCCAUUAAUUGUUAGUGUUGUAUUAUUAUUUUUAAAUAUUUUGAAGUUCUUUUCUAAAUCUUGUAUAAAAACUACUCUGAAAAUAUAUUCUUUAAAGAUUGCUUUACAAUAUAUAGUGGUUUCCAUGAACAUUUAAAAAAGAAACCAUACAGAAUAAUGUUAAGUGUUGAAAUUCAGAUUUAUUUAUGAGACAGGCUGUUUGCAAUGUCUAAACUUUAAACAUAUUGAGUUUUUAUGAUGUGUUGCCUAUAUUUUAAUUUUUGGAUCUGUUUAUAAUUUUUACGAAAUUUUUUUGGCUUCCUGCUCAUUGAAGGACUGUGUUCUUACUGUCCUAUGUUAAUUACAAUUUUGUUAUGUUUUAAAGCUCUGGCAGUCUUACAAACUAAUUUGAUUUUUAUAUUAAAGGGCAAAUGAAGUAUGUAAAGUUUUAUGUCUGUACAUUUAAAAACAAUUCUGCUUAUAAAGGGCUUUUUUGUUGCA